GCAUAUAAAAUCACAGUUCUGUACUCUGAUGGGAGCAAAAUGGCGCUACGGAAAACAUAUGAAGAUUUCAUUGAGUUGCAGGUACGUUUUAGUUGAUCGAAGUGAGAUACGAAUUAACUAAAUAUUUCUAGUUUCCACUCCGAAAUGUUCAAGUUGUAUAGCGAUACUCAGUGAUGAAGGGCAUUGUGUACCGGUGAGUUUAUUGAAAAUGACAAUCAAUAUAUAGUCUGUUUUUGUAAACAGCCUGACUGUUCGCCAGUUCGCAUUCUUUCACUGGAGAGUAUUGGACUUAACUGAUCACCCUGGGUUUAGGUCCAAUAUUGGAAGGAAAGGCAGGCGUUAAGUCUGUAGGCAAAUUUAAGAAUCGUAUUAAAAUUACAUUGAUUGCAUACUAAUUUCACAUGCAUACAGUCUAAAAUACAUUUUCGUAAAUCAAAAUUGAAAACCAGGCGUAAGAAAACCCUUAAAUGCGAUACAUCUUUUCGAAGAACACGACGCCAAACAGCAACGAGUAAUGUCAUCAUAACUUCAAUUAUUCAAUUCUCACAGUCGUAUGUAUUGUCAAUACAGUCUAUAGAUGUCAGAGAAUAUCUGCAGAAAAGAAGAAUUUAAUGCGCGCAUUAAAGUUUUAUGAGUGCUUGCGAACUUGAACAGAGUUUGCUUCAAACGCUAAGACAUUUAGAUGUGUUACUCAAAAGCUCAACAAGCAAGAACUCUUGUGCUGGGACCACUUAACUGUGGAUUCAAUAGGCUCUUUGCAUGACUGUGAUCACGUGAUCAACUUUCGGUAAUCACGGAAACAAUUCACUUUUGCAAAGAUUUGUUAGCACAAAUAGCAAAUAGCAUAAAUAGCUGAAAUAGCAUAUUAAAAUUUUUAACCUGAGUAUUUUAAGCCUUAUAUCUCAAGUGCUGCGAUUGUAACGGCCGCCAAAAGUUAGAAGCAUUUAUAUAAGAAAAACAACUUUUGCCACCCAGUCACGCUUGCAUGGUUUUCUGUCCUUGUGGAUUCUAAAAUUUUUGAACUGUCGUUAAAUCUUUCCCUUACGAAUUCAAGGGCUCAAAUUGCCUGUUAUGAAUUAAAAGGAGGUUUGAGCCUUGUAAUGCUUAAUAAAAUAUUUCAUGACAGUUUUGAAAAUGUCGAAUUUAAGGAUUUGUAUGGGAAACCAUGAAAGUGUGACUGGAUGGCAAAAGUUGUUUUUCUUAUACAAAUGCUUGCAACUUUCAGCGGCCGUUGCAAUCGCUACUUUUGAGACUAACGGCUGAAAAUCCUCAGGUUACCUCGGUAAUUUUGAUAUGCUCUUUACCCUUGUGCUUACAAAAUUUUCCAAAAGUGAACUGUUUUCGUGCUUACCGAAAGUUGAUCACGUGAUCAAGUCAUGAAAAGAGCCUAUACACGUGCACGUGCCGUGCACCUGCAUGUUACGUAACAUGAUGGCACACGUAACAACGUUUGGUAUAAUAAUAAUAACAAUCUUUUAAUAGGAUGCUCCAUCACAAGAGUGGUUUACAUAGAGGUCCUAAUUACGAGAUGUAUAUUAUAUAAUACAAUUAAAAUAUAAAAAGGUUAAAAAAAAAAAAAAAAAAAAAAAAAAAAAAAAAAUUCAAGCUAAAAUCGAGUUACAGAAAUAAUUAAAACAUACACACUACAAGUACUCAAUUAUAAAAAGCAGAAAAAAGACACUUCUUAAAAAUUGGAAAACUUGCUGAGUUUCUUACAGUUCUCUCUAAUUCAUUAAAGUCUUUGAAACAGUGGUACCGCGAACGUUGUUUUCCCCAAUUAUAUUUAAUUUUGGGGAGCUUGAUAGUAUCGUUAUUGCGCGUAUUGUAGGAAUGUAUAUCACUCUUUUUUUUACAAUGUCCAAAGAAUGAUUAAGUUGGCCAUUAAUACACUUGUAUGCAUAUAUACAUCGAUGACAUUUCCUACGUUCUUCAAGAUUCAGCCAUCUCAAGACAAUCAAUGCAUCGGUGGAUGAGGAGUGAGGUGAUCUAUCUAAUAUCAACUUAGCUGCUUUGUUUUGGAGAAUUUGCAAUUCCUUCAUAAGUGAGACAUUGUCCUUGUCACCCCAGACUAAAUCAGCAUAAUCAAAAAUAGGUAGCACUAAGCUAUUAUAAAAAAGUAACCGGGCUUCAUAAGGUAAAUAAUACUUAAUCCUACGUAGAAGACCAAGAAGGUUUUUAUUAACCUUACAUGAAAUAUACUCAAUAUGGUCGGACCAUGUGAAAGUUGAAGACAACAUAACUCCCAAAUAUUUAAAACUACUUACAGAAUUUAUAUCAGUGUCAAAAAUAGAUAACGUGAAAGAGGAAAUACCAACAAGUUUCCUAUUACUGCCUAUAAUCAUGGAUUUCGUCUUAGUAAGAUUUAAAGUUAACUUAUUUCCAUGUAACCACUGGGCAACUUUCAAGAGAUCAUCAUUCAGUGCCUCUUCUAACAGGUGUGGCUCUUUAGCAAAGUAGUACAGGACCGUGUCAUCAGCAUACAAAGUCACUUCGCAAUUCUUUAUAACCAGCGGAAGGUCAUUAAUAUAAACCAAGAAGAGAAGCGGUCCUAGAAUGCUUCCCUGUGGCACCCCAAAGGUCAUCGGGAGAGGGUCAGACACAGCAUCGCUACAGGCAGUCCGCUGUUUACGAUGAUUCAGGUAAGACUUGAACCACUGUAGAGUGCUGGGCGAGACACCGAUAGCCGACAAUUUAGAUAGCAAGAUCGUAUGGUCAACGGUAUCGAAUGCCUUGGUCAGAUCUAGGAACACUACACCGCACAGUUCUCCACUCUCCAUAUGCAAUAGGACCUCAUCUGCAAAACUGGUGAGAGCCGAUGUUGUAGACAGUUUGGGACGGAAGCCAAAUUGCUUGCUUGAAAGGAGAUUAUUUGAAUUCAGAAAGUCAUAGAAUUGGGAAUGGACGACUUUUUCCAGAAUUUUACUCAUUGUUGGCAGAAUAGAAAUUGGGCGAUAAUUUGACGCAUCUCUCCUAUCUCCAGUUUUGAAAAGUGCAGCCACUUUCGAGCAUUUCCAUAUUUCAGGAAAAUUGCCAGUGCGAAUAGAGAGAUUCAGUAACUUGGUGAUCGAGGGACAAAUAGCACGCGCGCCACACUUUAAAAAAGUCUCGCACUGAUGUUGUCCAAGCCAAUAGCUUUAUUUGUCUUUAGAGAAAGCAGAUGCUUGAGUACUGUUUUCUCAUCAACUUCGUCAAGCGAGAAAGACUGUAGCAUCGUGGCCGAUCUGACUGGGAACAUAGCAGCAGCUGAUAUUUUAUUUGCAAGACUUCUGCCAAUGGAUGAGAAAUAACAGUUGAGCACGGAUGCAAUAGAGGCUGGGGUGGUGUGUUCAACACCAUCAACUACAAUACAUUGUGGGCUCGAGGAUUUAGUCUUGCGCGAAGACACCUCAUUCACCGCCUUCCAGAUCUUUCCUGAAUCCCCUUUAGCCUCUAAAAUCAAGUCACAAUAAUACUUGGAUUUUGCUGCCUUGACUUCACGAUUGACCCUAUUUCUUAACUUUCUAUAGCGAGCCCAGUGAAAAGCAGAAUUGGUUUUCACGGCUUUACGAUGGUGAAAAUCACGAUCCUUCAUCACCUCACUGAUUGUAUCAUUCAACCACGGGAGCGGAACACCUCGUAUUCUUCGCCUUUUCACGGGCGCAUGCAGGUCAGCUAUUUCAGAAAACAAGUGAUUCCAAAUAAACACGGCGUCGUCGAUGUCUUCCUCGUUUUCAAUGAUGUGCCAUGGGACGUUAUUCAAGUCCGCUAGGAAGGUGUUCGCAUCAAAGUUUUUAUAAGAGCGGUAUUCAAUUGUCUUCGGUGGUGCCUUAAUUACACCUGCUUUUAAAACACAAUAGACGAGGUAGUGAUCACUCAGCGAAACAGGAACAACACCGGAGUCAUUGAUGCGGUGAUCAUUGUUCACUAAAAUCACGUCAAGCAAGGAUUGACAGGUUUCCGUCACUCGGGUGGCCUCAGUAAUGAGUUGCGUAAGAUCGUGUGAAGUUGCAAAUUUUUAAGCUCUUGUUUUUUCUUUCUUUCUUGAAAAAGGCAGCAUAUUUGCAUUUAGGUCGCCAAGAAGCACGAAAUCACAUUUUUCCAGGUUAACUUUCGUCAUAGAUAUCUCCAAGUUUGAAAUAAAGUUCGCAAAGUCAAAACCGGGGGCUCUAUAUGCACAACAAAUCAAUACUGGGCGACAUUUAGUGCGCGAUAGCUCAAUCCAUAGACAUUCAUUUGCGGCUGAAGAUCAUUCCUAACACGAAACGGCAAGCCUUCCUUUACAUAGAUUGCUACUCCACCAAAACCUUCUUUGGCUCCAGACCUAUCCAGGCGAAUGCAAUUAUAUCCUGGAAUAAUAACAUGGGAGUCUUCAUAGCAGUCAUCCAGCCAAGUCUCACUGAGUGUAAGAAUAUCGAUCGUUCUGUUAUCCAAACCCUCCAGGCGCAGCGAGUCUGAUUUGUUCCUCAAGCUUCGAAUAUUUAGAUGAGCAAGCCUCAAUCCUCGUGAACUCCUAACAUCCUCCAAACUCCUAUAUCCAGGGUUGAGUUCAACAUCUCCGGCAAGCGCUAUUAGAGCCAAGGCUAGAGAGCCAUGAAGUAUAAGCUUGCACGUAAUAAAGCCUUUCUGGAAAGCUCCGACUGCUUGGUGUUUUGCUGGACGCCGUGCCAGAGAGUGAAAAGAUUGAAUUUUAAUCCUGCAAGCUUCUUGGGAAGCAAAAUAUAGGUUGCUACUAUUGCUUAGUGGCUUCGUUGAUGAUUUGUUUUGUUUUAUGCCAUUCAAGAUAAGAAACAGGCAGAGCAGGAGGCCAAAAUUAACGGACAACGUGGUAACGCAUCCAGCCAUCUUGAUAUGCAAAUCUUACUCGUAUUACAUAAUAUCAUUAUGAUCGCUAAUGUAAGGAUAUGAAUCCGAGUAAUACUGAGAUUAAAGAAGAUAAUUAUACGCAAACCCCCCAUCAGUUCUCAGUACACGAGGAAGCCGUAUCUCAUUUUAAUGGUGUCCAUUGCUUACCACUUCCUGUGACCAGUUUGUUUACCGUGUUUAGUCACUCAUAAAGAAUGCCGAUGAGAUAGAGGGAGCAGGAAAUCACUUAUUAAUAAACGCUCCUAACUAAAAAAGGCGAUGAAGCUGUUGGAUUGAAGUGUUAGUUACUGUAGUUAUUUCCUCUAUUCCCAAUCAAACUAGCGUAGCAGGAAAUUUAUUUAAUUCUAAACUGUUUUUUGAACUACGCUUUCAUGCUGCCGCUCCGCCGAGUGCUCCAUUGUAUCAACACUUAAGCGUCUUUAGUGCACGCUGCUUCUGUGAACUCAGUUCUCUUAAGACGUACUUAAUUCGGCUCACUUAUUUCAUUUCGAUCGUUUUAGCUGCUGGUGGAUAUGAGAAAAUUAUUUUAUUGCUGAACUAUAACCAGUGCAAAAAAAAACUGUAGGUUUUAUAACAAACUACAGCUACAGUUAGUAUGAAUAAUAAUAAUAAUGACAAUGAUAAUAAUAAAUAAUAAUCGAGUGCGAAUAGUUACUAUCAUUGAUACAACUUGACUUGAUUUCCGUACCUAUAAAACUUCGAUCCUCCAUUCAUAUAUCCUCAGGUUAUUCAUGCUGUGAAAAUUGUAAGCUUAAGCCCUUUUAAAAUUUCCUUUAACUUCAGGGCAUGGUUUAUGACUUACUCAAGCAAAAGGGUGGUUAUUCAAAGAAGACUGCAAAAUCUCUUGUCAAAAGCUUACCAGGUAUUCUUUGCGUGGUGUUGAUAUGCUUAUAAAUCAUGAUUGCUGCUCUGAAAGGCAGACGGCAAAACAUUAAUUUUUUCUAAAAAUAUGUACUUUCAGUAAGUGAUCGGCAGCUGUUCGUCAGUAGGAUACCUAAAAUAUGUGUAAUUUCACAAUUGAUUUCGGCCUCAAUGUUUCAGUCGAUUGACUGUAGAUUUAAAAUCUUGCAUCCAAAUACUCCGACUGAGACUAUCAAAAGAUUGUUUAACCAUCAUGAAAUACUUAUUUUAGGUGAAAUUGAAGACUUCUUAUCGAAUGCAAGGUUCACGACCUAAGUUUUAUCAAUGAGAGAACUUAAAACAGGCUUUUAUUUUCUCUUGGUUUUAUCUUUAAACCACCGUAGUUUAAUGCCGAGGCGAACUCUAGUGCAGUAGUUUGUUCAAUUUUGUAAAACCAGUUUGUUUUUUCCUCAAAAGUCUAUUCUUGUUUAUAACAAAGUGGUCUUAAGUUUUUGAAGAGUUCAAGCAUCGCCUAAAGCAAAUGCAUUUUCAACUAUUCUCAAAAUAUUUUAUACAGUUUAAACGUCUUAAAUGCAACUUUUUUAUUUAAUUUUUUCCGAUUUACCACUCCAUGAAAUACUAUAACAUGCCAUAAUGCUAUUUGUUUGUCACCCCAAAAUUUUGCAUAAGCAUCGUUUUCAGUUUCUCUUGGGAGUUAAAAUGGCCCCAAGAGAAACUGAAAACAAUGCUUAUGCAAAAUUUUGGGGUGACAAACAAAGAGCAUUAUGGUAUGUUAAUGGUCUUUUAUGGAGUGCUUAUUUGUAAAAACGACCAUUGUUUAAAAAAAAAUAACACAAAUAUUUAUCUGUAAGGUAUCGAACAAAUGAAAUGUUACAACUCGUAAUUUGCAGUACCUUAUAGUGUUGUUGUUGUUGUUUUUUAAUUUCUUUUUUCCUUUUUUUGUCACCAUUUUUAUUGUUAAUAAAGUGCAAUAGAAAUUAAUCAAAAAUUAUUUUUGUUCAAAAGCUACGAAUGUAGAAUAGAAAAUAAAAUGCACGUUAAUUGAGGCCCUGUGUUUACAACGUUUUUUCAUAAUUUAGUUGACAAGACUUUUCUUUUUUCUUGCAGAGUUAAAUAAUUCCUUCUCCCAAAGUCUCUUCAAAGAGGACGAUUUGAAAAAGAUUGAGAGACUGGAAAAGUUUAUCAAGGUAAAAAACAUAGGUUGGUUAGGAUCGAGAGGAAAUUUUUUCUGUAGGGUGUGGAGCAAAGAACAUCGGCACCACACCCAAGUCAUGUCGACAAGUGUCCCAAAAGCUAAAACAGAAUACGAAUCCUAAUUGCUCGUUCUUAUGACAUUUCCUUGAACGGACAAUGCUCAUAAUCCUUUUUCUGUACUCUCUAUUAAAUAAAAAUCAAACGUGGGAAGCCUAGUUAAUUGCCGGCUCCAGCUAAUGAGCUGAGCUUCCUGUAACCUACAUCCUAGAUUAACACUAAACCGGUAUUCCUAAUUUCAGGAAAACAGUAAACGUGAAAUGUGAUUUGGCAGUAUGCUUUAUGCGUAUAACACGUCUGGAAAAGAAAUUGUUUCAGUUUUUUCGCUCAUUUUAUAGUAGAGUCAGGACUACUCCCAUGCUUUCCGUUAUUAAAGUUUUCAACAGUGGGAUUAUCACCCAGUUCGAUAUAUAAACUGGAAUUUAACUUAGUUAUGACAGGUUUAUAAAGCUGUACAGAAACCGGGCCGAAUCGGAUUUUUAUAGACCGUCCUACCUUAGUGUUUCAGACAAAACCUUUCCCACAUCAUGACUCUAACAACAACUCUUUUUGUAUUCGUAGGAUUUGCUCAUCCUUCCAGCUGUGGUCCGAAAUUCAGAAAGCGUCAACAAAUUUUUUGGUGCAUUUUUGGAAAAAACAGUAACAUGUGAAAGGUUUGGCCGAAGAAAGUUACCUUUUUAACUAAAGAGUGACUGGAACAUUAAAAUCUAAUGAUACAUUUUGUUACUUAGGUCAAAAAACGAGGAAGAGUUAAAAAAAGUCAAUAAAGUGGUCGAAGUUUUAAGUGGUACGUAAAUCUUAUGAUUAAUAUCCAAUUUCCACUCUCUAUCCAUCCAUCCAUCCAUCCAUCCAACGGUCCGUCCGUUCUUCCGUCGAUCCAUCGAUCCAUCGAUCCAUCGAUACAUCUGUCUGUCCGUCCGUUCAUUCAUUAUUCAUUCAGUCCGCAUCCAAUUUUUAAAGAUUGAAUUAAAUUGUCGUUUUUGACCGUUUAUGGUAUUUCCUCUUUCAAUAAAAAACCAUUGUCCUGAAAACUAUUCUUAAACCAUCCAUUUUUAGGACGAGAUCCUCUCCGAACCUUACCAAGGAGUCCAUUGCUCGGUGAUAGAAAGAACAAUGCAGAGUUAUUUCCAGACGAUCUAAAGCCCAAAAGCAAGAGUCUUCCACGGUCUGGUCUGUUCGGGAGAACAACUUCUGAGCCAGGUAUCAAGGCAAACACUAAUCGUGCACCAGUCUUGACAAAAAGACAGUUUAGCGUUGGUGUUGGCAUUGCCGAGAUGUUCAAGGGCAACUUAAACUUUAUAUCAAACAUGACCCAAGCGGAACAUUCGCAAAGUGCUGAUGCGCCGCGCAUUCAGCCUCCUAGCGAGACGAAGGAGAAUCACUCCAGAGGUGAAGAUACCACUGGAGAUACAGCAGAAACCAUAACUGGAAUAGAGGAGCCUUGUAUCCAAAUGAAAUCAGCUCAAAGUGAAAAUAGCCCCAGAGGAACAAAGUAUUUGGCUAUCUCGUCAUAUGUUGCGGUGGAAAGUGGUGAGAUGUCUCUUCAAUCCGGAGAAGAAGUCGAAGUCCUCGAGAAACUUUCUAGUGGUUGGUGGUAUGUGAAAAAGGAAAUCGGAGAGGGAUGGGCACCAAAAACAUUUCUUAAACCUGUUCAGGUAUUCAGGUCAAAAUUUCCCGACACACUGGAUCUAUCUCAAAGCAAAGAAACAUUGGAUGGCAUUUCGGAAGAGAAAAUCGUGAGAGAGAGUGAGAUGGGAUUCCACGUGCAAGAAAAACAGAAGGUAUACUUCAUCUCAUAGGUCAAUUAUGUUCUACUGCACAAAAAAUACCAUAACUGUUAAUUCUAUUCCUGGAAAGGUCUAAAAAGGUUUCCCUUUUUUGAAUUAUUAGUUUUGGAUCAUCUUCUUGCAUUCACCAUUUUUAAUCGUCUGAGUUCUGUUUGUCUGUCGAUCGCUGUAGCAAUUGAGUGUAAGGAGUAUCGAGAGCAUGAGAAAACGUGAAAGACAACGAGUAUAGAACUUAACAGAAGUGGGAGCAUAAGGCAAAGGGAAUGCAACUAAAUACGUGCGUUAAUGCACUGGCGUAUUUGAUCCGCUUACAGAUAAAACCAACCCGCCAGUUCCAAUACUAGUAUACAGACUUGUAUCAGUAUUCAGCAGAGAAGACUCCCUGUGUUAAGCGUACGAGUCUUAUUUUUUGAGAGAAAAAUCUGUAUUUAGCCCAGGCGCGUAGCUGGGGUUUGAGAAGGGGUGUUCAUACUGAUACGGAAACCGUAAAAUUCCGAAAAUAAGCCCCGGGGCUUUUAUUUUUCAAAGGCCCUUUUUGAGGGGCUUAUUUUCAGAGGUGCUUACAUUCGGAAGGGCUUAUCUAUGGAGGGAAAUUUGCGAUUCAAAAUCGAUUGGGCUAGCCUUAUAGUUGGAAGGAAAUUUACCUUUUUUGCUUUGUUUUACUUUGCAUUUGAGGGCAAUUGCCAAGUACAAGCCCCCGGGAGGCUAAUAAACCUUAUACCUUUUAGACUAAAAGGUAUAAAAGUUGCAUGCUUAGUCAAUUACCUUUGGGAAAAUAACAUAAAAUACUCGCUGAUCCGUUUCCUUUAGAAGCCAUUUUGUCAAGACCAACUCUAUACUUCAUGUAAGGCUUGUAAGAAUUUCAUUUGUUCUCAACAAUGAAUAAGACUUUCCCGAUACUGUUAGCGUUUUCUUGCAGGGUAAUUCAAACUGAGCUAAAACACUCAAAGUUUGUUUUCCAUUCCUCCACUAUUUGCUAAAAUCUGAAAAUUAACAGCUUGUGUUUUUAGUCCUCCAUCAUUGAACUGCAAAGGGGCCUCGUUCAAACCCCUCGAACCCCCCCCCUCCUACGCGCCUAAUUUAGCGGAUAAUUAGCAGGGUUCCCCUGGAUGUCCAAUAGAAACAGGGGUCAUUGUAAUAUGCGUACCCUACAUACUCGGUUGUAGUUUAACAAUAGUAAUCCGUUUCUCAAAUAUGGUCUCUUUCCUCUGUUACGUCAUAUAUGAGUGUUAUAAAUGAAUGUCUACAGUAUUCCGGAUAGCUUAUCAUGUCACACACGGAAAAUUCCCCGGCUUGGUAUGAGCACAUGUUUAUUUUGCUACUGGUACAGAUACCUAUUUGACAGGCGCCAUCUACUUUAAAGAUCGGCGUGGCGUAGAUUCGCUCCGAAAUCGCCUUUUUUCUGUUUUAACAAAAGCCCAAUUCGAUAUGGUUUUUGGCAGCAGUGUAGACACAAACUUAAUAAAUAUCACAAGCGUAAUCGAUCAAAAUGACGUAAUAAGGAAAAAGAUAUUUGCAUUUUGGUGGUAAGAGUAACAAUAAGGGUAUAUGAAAAUAAACCGCAUCUUUUUUUUGGAAAAGAUCUCCCUAAACUUUCAAGUGCUCCCAUGUGUGUCACAAAAAUUCGUGUAAAGACUGUAAAAGUUUGAAUUUACAACAACUUAGAGAAGCAUGCAUAAUUAUAAUGAUUACAUACGAAAUUUAGUAACUACAAAGAAAAGAGCGCAGACAGAACCUGAAGUGUUCCUGUUGACAUGUUUAACUUAUAGCUUCCUUGGGUUAAAGGUGAUAUUUCAUGGAGGCAUAAUCUACAGUUUACGAAGCAAUCGGCAAGUUUCGGAUCUCAUUAAAAGUUUGUGUGAAAAUGUUAGAGUACCUAUCAGAAGGCGUGUAGGAAAGCAAGAACAUAAUAUCUUAUCUUUAGAGAAUGUAUAUAUAAUUUUUCUAAAUAGUUAGAAAUGCGGAAGUACAUGAACGUGACCAGUAUAGCACCGGUGGAACAAACGUCAUAGCCUUAAACUCAUUGUUUUUUCAAGCUUCCUCAAGAGAAGCCAAAACGAGGUUAUAAAAGCAGCUGAGCAUAUUUUUUUUGUUACUUAGUCGCUGAGUCAAACCAGUGAAAACGAGUCACAAGAAACGGAAUCAACUGAGAUGGACCGAAGGGUAAAGCUUGUUUCAGUGGAAGGAAUUCAGAAACGCAAGACCCCAGAUAAAAAUUAUGUAAGUAUUUCGAACCGGUUGGUUAGUAAAUCACCUAGUGAACGGCGAAUUCCAGAAUGCCUUAAUCUUGUUUUCAAUGAAAACGGAAUUCAGCAUUAGAUUUUAAAGCUUAGAAAAUGUCAUUAAUUUUCGAAACACUUUGUGCACUGAAAUGUUUUCCAAUUACCGUCGAUAAAUUGAUCAAUGAUCGGAUUGAAAGGGGAGAGCCGGACUAUUGUUGGUCUUGCAAUCAGUAGGAUUACCAUUCACUAACCGAUAGACCUGAAUUAGUUCAAUUUAUUGUCUCUGAGCUACUUUAAUCGACUAUCUGUUGUUCGCCUAAGUGCAGAUAACGGCUCCUCGGUAUACGCAAACAUUAUUAAGGUGACAAACCACUAAAAAGCGUACAUUUAUUAAUUCGCUGUAUGUAUUAGCUGUCUUUUUUAUGUUAGAUGUUACUUCUUCUUAUUUAGCAGAUAUUGCUGAAGAACGCAUCGGUGUUUUGUUAAAGGGCUUAAGAAAUGUCCUAAAUGCAAAAUUUUGCUAAUUUGCUCCCGUCUAGGUUUACAUUCUCAAAGUGCUGUGGUCAGACGGAAGUAUUAACAUCAUCUACAGAAAGUGCAGUGAUUUCUUUUUUCUACAGGUUUGAAACAUAACUGUCUUAGGCGAAGGCCAAACGUGGAACUUUUCAUGAAACUAACUAAAUUAUAAUUUGGUCUGAAGGUUGAUCCAAACUCCUCGAGACAAACUUAACUCAAGACAGACGUCGAACUUUUCAUGAACUUUAUAUCGGAUCAAUUUGGUUCUUCUUAUUAAUGAAAAGUUCGAUGUUAAUGGGCAGGCCUUAGUCUUAAAUAAAGUUCUUCAUCUCACUUAGACCAAUUUUAGAAGUCGAAUUUUUCCUUGAUCGAACCAAAUCUAAUUGCAAAUGAGGCAGAACAAUAGACUUUGCCAUUAAAAGCAUUAUAUUUGGCAGAGUGAACUGAGUUUGACUCUUGAUACAGACCUUAGGAGGAGAAGUUUCCACUUCAGUGUUGGCCAAGUAUCAAAUUUUCUCCUUGACGAUUCCAUCGUUGACGUGAAUCCAUGAUUUAUAGUACAUUUGGUAACAAAGGGUCGAUACUGUUGCCGGCAUUUCUUUUUCAUUGGGAGCUAGCGCCGAGCUAUCAUUUUCAGCACUCCGUUAGAGUUUUUCUUAGCCAAGGCCGAAUGAUAUCACUCAGUCUUCCUUUUCAGACGUUUGAUUAAUUAAUUACAUAAUUAUAAAUAAAAACUAUCAUAUAUGAACUGUGGAUACAAAUUUGAAUAGAGAAAUAUUAAUCAAAGCUAAUAAGUAUAAUUCAAAUCCAAUGAUCUUCGCUUAACCCGCCGGUUUGAUGCAGUCCGGUCAACUGUGCCAGUCGUUAUUGACGUCCGAACCUGGUUAAGUCUUUAUUUCAUUUGAUUUGUUCCUAGUAUUGGUUAGGGAAAUUCAUCGCUUUUAUCAGGAUUUGUGUUUGAAACAAAUUUUCAAGUGCAUUUAAAUCCUUUUCUAAUGCGGCACCCAAAUUGGGAGCCAAAUUGAAGUUGUUUUUACUAAUCGAUCAGUAAAUAAAGACAUAGUCAUCUACUGAAAAUUCCUUUGAAACCCACUUGUUUUUAACAUAAAAACGCAAAGGCGGGUAAUUAAGCUAUCUUUAUACCAGUUGAUAAAGGGAAUAGUGAGAAAUAAUUUCCAAAUGUGAUCGUUGUGAAAAUAUUGAUUGUUUUACCUAUAGGAAAACCUCAAAAAAGAAUUUCCGAAGGGCACUGGCAAAGAAAUUCCCGUGUUAAAAGGUGAGAAAUUAAAAUGACCUAAAUGCUCCCUAAAUUAAUUCUGUGGUCACAAUGAAGUGUUUAGUUGCUAAAGAAACUAUGGUAUCGAUACUGCGUUUUUGGGAGAGGAAAGCCGACGAAAGGACUUCAGUUUGUCAAUAUUUUAAAGUAGGCUUUAAAAUUUCAUUUGAUCAACCUUAGCUAUAAUUUUUGUUUUGGUCAUAACUAGUUAGAAUCUCCGCGGUCAUCAAGUCUACAAAACUGAUUCAAUACAAUUCUGGUUUGACUUGUUCUUUUUCAGGGAGAAAAUUUUCUGAAAACUGCGAGUUUUGCUUCAAGGAUGGAACAUGCAAACGAAGACAGUCUUUGAACAAGUUUUUUCACGUGAGUAUAGAAACAAGAUGAAAGAAAAUUGGUCAGUCAAAUUGUGGAAAUCUACUCAUUAUCCCUUCGCUAUAAAAGCGAUUUCCUUAAAUCUAAUGGCUUAGUAAAUUGCUAUUAUUUAUCUUGUGUAUUUUCCCAGUUAUUAGGUUUUAAUUUCAUACUAAUUUUCCCUCCCUUUAUUAUUUAUAAGGACCUUAUCAACGCUCCUGAUGAUAUUUCAAACAGCCAAGCUGUCCUCCUCUUUUGUCGGGCUCGACUCAGUGAUUUGCGCCCUCAUGGGACGUAAGUAACGUGAUUAUUCUGAUGAACACACGUAGCUUUCUCUUUGACCUCAGAUAUGUCAAUUCUGAUUAACAUCAUCAUUAUGUUCACCGUCACCACCACCACCAUCAUCAUAAUCAUCAUCGUUGUUCAUCGUCGGCAUUAUCUUCGAACGUAUUCAUGAUCAUUAUGGUUAUAAUGUCUCAAAACCAGAAGUAGUUAAAAAUUAUACAAUUUGAGACACUAACCAAGAGCUUAGGUAAAGAAUUCGAAUCCUGCUACUUCAACUGAUUUUAUUAAUAAGAGGGUUAUCUUUUUCUGUCUGCAUUUGUGUUAGACAUUAGAUUUAAUUUAGUAAAAUAUAUUACAGCGGUCUUACUGUUUUAUUUCAGUCCAUUUCUUAAAUUGUCAGAAAUGGAAAUAAAACGGUAAGACUGUAAUAUAACUUUUACGGCCAAAAAUAGCAGAAAGUAUUCGUUUCAUAUUUUGUUUUGUACUUUCUUCAUUUUCAGAUCUAGCAAAGCUAACAAGACCAAUGAAAGUAAGUGACAAAUGCAAACUAUGACUUGAGCUUUUCUUUUUUUCUUUCAAAAGGAGAAACAGAGAGUUGACUAGAGAUUGAAAUUGCCUCAGCCCUUUCGAGUCCACUUACUCUCAUCGUCCGACAAAGUCCCCAACAUACUAGCUAGGAUAAGGAACUACACAAACUAAGAACAGACGAUGAUGGGAUGAACAGUGCUUUCUGUGUAUUCAAGAAAUAAUUUUCAAGUGGGAAUUUCUUUCUUAACUCUUUUUUUUAUUGCAGGUGAUAAUAACGACAGUGUUCAGAUAUCAGGACCUGUGGUGUUUGAGCAGUACAUAGCCAUUGCUGACUACAAAAAGAAGAACAAGAACGAUAUUUCACUGACAGCUGGUGACACUGUUGAUGUUAUCGAAAAGAGCGACUUUGGUAAGGAAUAUUAAAGCAGAUUGAAGCAGUUUUUCAGCCAACAUUGUUUACUUCUUAAAUCUAACUUAAGAAACACUUAAUCUAACUGUUACAGCAUUCUAAAUCAGUUUUAUUCAUAAGUAAAACUAGAUUUUACGUCUUAAUCCUUUACAAUUAUCCGGAGCGGUCGCUUUUAACCUCAAGUUGAGCUUUAGUAAACGUACCAUUACGUCUUAUUCGGACCGGACAUACAAGCUUAAAGCUUCUACCAUGUGACUGUUAUUUUUCUGCCUUAACAAAGCUGAUUUUUUUAUGAAAGCUUUCCUUUAUUACUGUGAAAGCGGGGUUUUUAUCAUCGAUAAAUGGAGGAGCAAGGCAAUACAUAGUUGGAUUGUUCCAUUGAUGCAUACAGAGCGAGAUCUAUAGAGCAAAAUUAGUGCCAGCUGGAGAUAAAUAUCAAUAUGGAUCUUUAAUAAUAAUAAUAAUAAUAAUAACAACAAUUUAAUACAUGUACUAUUCUUUUAAAGGUUGGUGGUUGGUUGACCGUGAUGGCGAGUUAGGCUGGGCUCCUGCGUCACAUCUGGAGCCAACUGAUGAUGGGGCAGAGAUCACUGCCUCCAGAACCUUUGCACCUGGUCAAGGUAGAUAUUACACAAGCUUAUGUAACCUUAAUUAUGAUUGAGCAACGCGAAAAAACACUUAAACAGGAAGAGUAAAUUAAAGUAAAAAGCACAACAGAUAUUAUAUCAUAUUUCUUAUCAUGAAUGGUCUUUUUUUUGCUAUAAAGAGUGAUUAACACGAUUGAAAGUUUGGCCUAAACUACACCGAUAAUUUUGGAAAGUUUCGUUCAUAAUACUUUAAAGGUAACCUUAUGCGGCAUAUUAUAAGUAAUAUAACCACGUCAAUAAUGAUGGUUUUUUUUUUCAAUUUUAAUGCGCAGAGGAAGCAUAUCAGUCGAUGCAAAGCUAUAAAGCAAGAGCUGAAGACGAACUUUCAUUUGACAUUGGUGUUACCCUUAAAGUUGUAGAAAAGAACUUAGAUGGAUGGUGGCUAGCCAGGUAAGACAGUGACGGAACGUUUUUAGCAGUGGGCCCCAGACCUCUCACAAAAUACUCUCCGACUCACCCCAGGCGAUCGCUAUUUAAGGGGUUGUCACAUUUACAUGGUUUUUAAGUUAGAAAAUGACUGACUGUUUUUACUUUUGGGUCAAUCGUUUGAAAAUUGAGUGAUUAAGAGGUAGCAGUAACGAGUUUGCCAAACGAUAACAGGCAUAAGUAAUAUUAAAACCUAUCUACUUUUACACUUCUUAGAUACCAGGGCAAAGAAGGCUGGGUGCCUGCAGUGUUUCUGUUACGAGUAGUUGAGUCUGAUGAUUCUUCGCCUUCAUCUAGUGGAAAAAUUUGUGGACUGGGGGACAUUGUGUCCUCUCAACGGGGUAGGUGAUUUGUUGCAUUGAUUAAUUUUAUAUUUACAGUUUUGAACAUUUCCUUAUUCCUUCCGUGUAGGAACUAGGUAAGGGAAUUUGCAUGGAUCUACGUUUUUCAUUUUAACAAGAGAGCUGAGCAGUCACACCUCAGUAGUUUCGACUCCAUACUAAACCAUAAUAAAUGCUUAUAGUUUAAAUUUACCUAUUUGGUGUUUUUCUACUUCAUCCUCAGGCCAAAUAACAUUUCGAGGUUUCCUUUGUUCUUUUCUACGAAAGAAAAAUCAUGAUCCAAAGUAGCGUUACUGAACUGCUGGGCAGGCGUGUCGCUCAUUCUUUUUCAUGGCUACUUCAGUGGUCUCCCUCGCAGCCUGUUUUGUCACGUCACGAACGCCCUUCCCCAUAACUCCAAUCCCUCUUUCUAGAAUGUUUAUACUUUUUUACUGGGCUUCGACCUGACCUAUGGGGAGGGCCAGGAAGGAGACACGCAAGUACCAUGCGGGGUACCCUCCCCUACCCCAUUCCCACAUUCCGUAAAGACAGAUCACCAGUGGUUGUGACCAGGGUUAAGACUAUGAGGUUUGGUGUGGCUGUUGCCGUAGGAAUUGAUUCCUAUCUUCCUUUCUAAGUCUGGUAUUUAACGAUUGUAACCAACUGAGCUAACCAGUAAUCCUAUAACGUUAAUUGAUUAACGCAACCAUUUUUUCAUAAUAGUUUCUGAAGAAAGUGACAGUGUGACAGGCCGAAGAUCACCUCCUACGAGGCGAAGUAUGGUAAGUUCUUCCUCUGUCAAUUUUUCGUCAACCUAGCGUUACUUUUCACCGCUUCUAUCUUACUUCUUUCUUUAAAACGUUUCUAUAUUUCAUGAAUAGCUUAAUAAACGAGGAGUUUCAAUAAUCGUUGGACUUUUAUAAGAGCUAAACCCUUAAAUGAGUUCCAUUACACUUGAAAACAUUCGUAAAAUUGUAAUUUCUUUUUUUUAAAUUCGUAUUUCCUUAGUAAUGGAUUAUCAUCGAAAAUUGCAUUUACUAUUUUUUCGUUUUCCGGCAGGUUAAGCGAUCGAUCAAAAAGAGGCCAAAUAAAAAUGUCACUCCUCCUCAGCCUACUGAAACAAAGCCGAAAGAAAAGGAACAAAAUCAGGGAGAUACGAUAUCUUUUUCAAGCGGAUAUCAUACCUCUUCAAGCAGCAGUCUGUCCUCUCUAGUUUCAGAUGUUUCUAUACCUGAAACGGAAAGCGUUGUGCAGUGUGCAUUACCGGGUAGUUCUGAUAGCUGUGUAGUAAGCACUGCUCCAAAACAGGUUUACUCCAGCUCAAAUCUUGUAACAACAUUAGCACAGGAUGCGAAUACAUCCGGGUCUUCUGUGAAUGGAAGUGCAUUGAGCUCAGGAAGAAGAAGUCCCAUUCCAUCACCAAGAAGUAAAAGCCCCAGACGCAGCCCCCAGCCGAGAAUUGAUGAAAUUAAAGCAACUCCUGUUGAGUCUAUGUCUGAAAAGGAGCAAGAAAAUGAUUCCCAGAACACGAGGUAUCAAGCCAUAUACACGUACAUCUCUCAAGACAAAAACGAAAUUUCCAUCAACGAGGGAGACAUAGUGGAGGUACUUAAGCGGAGCAGCAAUGGCUGGUGGCUUUUAAGCGCAAACGAUCAUCAGGGUUGGGGUCCAUCAAAUUUCUUGCAACCAGUGUAAAUGGACGGAACUUUUAUUUAGAAGAGGAAUCUUUCUGGGAAUUCCGGAAUGCUUGCUCAGUCAGGGAAAUGCUACUUCCAAAGUGAAAUAUAAUUUGAAAUGAGACAUCACUUAUUCUAGUUUUGUCAUUGACACAGUACAAGUUCGGAAAGAACAAAAAGUGCGGAAACCUGAAUUAAAGUCAGCUAGUUUUAUCGAUAAGAAGUUGCAAACAUUUUCUUAUAAUUAAAAUACUAUAAUUGUUAACUUUUUUAAGCUUUUGAUAUCAUAUAUAGUACAGGUUGCUAUUUGCCGACAGAAACUUAAUAUUUCGCUACAAUAAGUUCGUAAGGACUCCGUAAGCUAAGUUUAAAAGUGAGCGUCAUCUCAUCCUGAAAGACCAUUUUAGGAUACAUAGCAAAGUGGAACAGCAGGAUGGUGUCCCAGUAACGAAGGCCCUGUCAACAACGGCUUUAAACAAUGCUCAGCAAGAAAAUAAGAAGUUCGAGACGAUUGAUGCUAGAAUCAAGAUACAAUAACUAAUACAAUAAUCACUUGAAAUAAGGGCUAAUAGAGAAAAAAAAAUGUGAAAUAGGUUAACGUAAUUCAAUAUUAAAAAUGAGCCGAAAUUUUUUUGUUCAUGGUGUGUUAGUACCACAGGCAGCCAAAGCUCAGUAUAUGAGUGCAAAUGGCAAGGCUGGAUGGUUUAAAGCGUAAACGCGUUGUUUUCGCUUCGGCCUCUCGCACUAGACGAAGUAAGGCACGAUUACAUCAAGGUCAACGUAAGGUGCUUCGUCGAUUAAAAGUAAUGUGGCAAAUAACGGCAAAAGAAUCACACAUUUGCAAAUAAAAGUCUGAGAUACCACUGGAUUGUUUGCGUGGACGCUACGGUUACACUCGAGGAUUCAUAAUUUUUUCGGACUCAUGAUUCCAGACUUAUUUUAUUGAGGGUGAUUCGGAUCAUUUCGUAAGCGUUCAUAGAGUCUUCAUUCUAAAAACGCUUUCGGAUUCCCAACAGUUUACACACAUGGAAAAUACUGGGUGGCUUAAGCAACGACGACGGCGACAGCAAGGAGAACAAAGUCAAAAAGCAAAAGGCUUUAAGUUAAACGACAAGUUUUGCAUCUGUAGCACGCUUUUUGGUACAUUUCUUUGCCAAUGGAGAACGUGAAAAUAAACAGACGGUUAUGAGUUUUUCUUUUCCAGUUCAAACUUGGGAGCGGUUCCCAAGGAUUCAACUCCAGUGAAAUUCACCUACAUUUGCCGUUUUGAGCAAAUUGGAAUAAACGCAGAAAAGUUUUAAAAAGCGCGAAUUCGUUUUAAUGGUGACGUAUUUGCUACCCUCGCCAUCAAUAUUUGUAAAGCAUCCUAUAUUCACGAACGUGGCACUUACAUUUUGGUUUUAACGCAAACUCUGAUGAUUGGAGGAAGAAAGUAUUAUGAUUCGUUGGAAGAACUGUUUACUUUACAAAACAUUGAGAAAUUAAAAUUAAGGUAAUUAGAUACCAAUUUUUCACGUUCGAUUCGGAUUCAAAAUCUUCAGAGACUUGACCAAACCGGGAACUUUUUUAAAAAGGCGACAAAAAAUUUUUCAGUUUACUUAGGGAUGUCAUAAACGCUUAGGUUUACAGUAACCUUACCUUUGGGGACAUUGUCGAGGGGGUGGGCGAUUUGCUGAGUUGUUCGUACCACUGAAAAAAUCCUGGCUACGCCCCUGAUUAAGGCAAAGUUUAUCAGAAUAAUCCAACUAGCCUUGAACCUAGAAAAACUUGACGCGAAAGAGUUUGGGGGCAACUACAGGGCAAUUAAUAAAGAUUUCUCAUUCGUCAUAGACCUUAGAUAACAUUAGCAGGAAGAAAAAAGUAAAAGGUUUUAGUUUUAGUCGCUUUAUUCUUUUUUUGGGCAUUUUAUUCAUUGCAUAAACCUUUCAUGGUGGACUAAAGGGACAACAUAAAAAAAAAUGUAUUUCCUUCUUACUGGGUGCACUUUGCCAAACCGCUGCAAUAGCCACGUAACAAUGUUCCAAUGAUUUCUUCCUGUCACUCUAUGUGUGAUUGACUUAAUACAUGAAGAGGCUAAGGUCUUGCUUGAUUAACCGUAUUCCGGUUUAUACGGGCGACAAGAGGAGCCCGCAAUCCUAAUUUCCAGGUUGUUAUUACGCAUGCGUCGUUUGAACUUCCACUAAGAAUGUAUGGAAUGCACGACACACUUUGAUCAUGCACGUUUGGACUUUCUAUCACUCUUAAUCUGAUCACGCGUGUUUUGACCAUCUGUCACGUGAAACUUACGCAACGUACAACCCUGGAGCAAAAGCUUUUAGACCCUCGAUCGUUGUCGCCAACACUCCGUAACCUUUGGUAAUAACUAGUUACUAAGAAUAAACGGAUUAAGCUCUAGUUUUGCAUUCAUUGCAUUACUAUGCCUAUAAUGCUCCUUGAAACAAAAAGUAUUGCGAAGUAUAACUCCAAAAGCCAAGGAAGACUUAUGACAAAACUUGCGUAUCCGUAUUCCGUAAUACGAUCAAUCGAAACCACCCUAAACUGAUCUAUUGUGUUCGCCCACACCAAACAGCUUGCUUUGUUUAUGUCCAGCCAGCUGAGUCAAGGACUUGUAUAAGGAGGCCUACACAUAAAUAUACUGAUCUUAUAGCUAAGUACAUUUUACUGAACAGAGCUGUCGUUGUCACUUGCAACAUGUCCGCAGAGGGGAAGACAGUGUUUGAAGCAUCUGUUACCGGGACUUUUCCAUCGAAGAAUAAUGGAACCGUCCUUGAGGUUUGCCAUUUCUUUGCUUUUGCAUGUUUAAAUACCGUGUCUUCGCGAAACCCAGGUCUGACUUGUUAAGUGUUGGCAAGAUCUGAGGAAGAGAUUAGUAGAAUUAAUGGCGCACCUGAUUUCAACGUUGAAAUGUCAGUAAUAAAAAAUAAGCGACAACAUUGGAGGACCAAGCGCUAAAGUAAUUAGCUUUUACAGUGUAUGUGUUCUGUGGAAAACGAAUGACAGGAAAUGCAUUUCUUGGUUCAAACUAUAUGAGUACUGACAGUACUCCGGCAAGCGUUAUUAGUUUCUGUCUGGACUCGGACUUCAUAUCUUAAUUUUUACAUUUUUUUUCCCCUAUCAGGCAUAUAAAAUCACAGUUCUGUACUCUGAUGGGAGCAAAAUGGCCCUUCGGAAAACAUAUGAAGAUUUCAUUGAGUUGCAGGUACGUUUCGGUUGAUCGAUGUGAAAUACGAAUUAACUAAAUAUUUCAAGGUUCCACUCCGAAAUCAUGUUCAAGUUGUAAAGCGAUACUCAGUAAUAAAACUGAGUUUAUUGAAGAUGAUAAUUGAUAUGUAGCCUGUUUUUGUAAAAAGUAACAGCUCGCCAGGUUGCAGUCUUUGUACUGGAGAGUAUUGUACUUUACUGAUCACCUUGGGUUUAGGUCCAGGCAUUGAAAGGGAAAGCAGGCGUUAAGUCUGUAAGCAAAUUUAAGAAUUGUAGUACUGAAAACUACAUGUAUACUAAUUUCAAAUGCAUACAGUUUAACGUAGAUUUUCGUAAAUAAAAAUUGAGAACUAUUUAAACAUGCCAAACAGCAACGGUUACAUUCAUCAAAACUUCAAUUCUUCAAUUCUCACAGGCGUAUGUACUGUCAUUACAGUCAAUAGCUGUCAGAGAAUCUCUGCAGAAAAGAAGAAUUAAAUGUGCAAAUUUUGAACAGGACAUUGCUUCAAGCGCUAUGUCAUUUCGGUGUGUUACUCAAAAGCUCAACAACCAAGAACUCUUCGCUGGGACCACUUAACCGUCGUCUAGCUCUCGAGAGACUGGGCAAAACUACGUUCUUCAGGCCAAUUAACGAUUCGAUACACGUGCACUUCAAGCGUGAGGGUACCGUGUGAUGUUACAUAACAUGAUGACACUCGGAACAACGUUUGGUAUCGUAUUGCAUAAUAUUAUUAUGAUCGCUAACGUAAGGAUAUGCACCAGAAUCCGAUUAAUAAAGAGAUUCAAGAAGAUAAUUACACGCAACCCCCCUUCAGUUCUCAGUACACGAGGAAGCCGUAUCUUAUUUUAAUGAUGUUCGUGUUAGUUGAUAUAUAGUUUAUUUUUGUAAACAGUAACAGUUCGUCAGUUUGCAUUCUUUGUACUGAUCACCCAGGGUUUAGGUUCAGACACUGGAAGGAAGGCAGGCGUUAAGUUUGUAAGCAAAUUUAAGAAUCGUAGUACUGAAAACUACAUGUAUACUAAUUUCACAUGCAUACUGUGUAAAAUAGAUUUUCGUAAAUCAAAAUUGAGAACCAUUCAAACAUUCCAAACAGCAACGAUUAAUGUCAUCAUCACUUCAAUUCUUCAAUUCUCACAGUCGUAGGUACUGUCGUUACAGUCAAUAGCUGUCAGAGAAUCUCUGCAGAAUGAGAAGAAUUAAAUGCGCGCAUUAAAGUUUGAGUGGUUACGAACUAGACCAGGAGAUUUCUUCAAGCGCUAUGUCAUUUCGGUGUGUUACUCAACCAAGAACUCUCACGCUGGGACCACUUAACUGUGGUCUAGUUGUCGAGACGCUGGGCAAAACUGCGUUCUUCAGGUCCAUUAACGAUUCAAUACACGGGCACUUCAAGCGUGAGGGUACCGUGUGAUGUUACGUAACAUGAUGGCACGCGUAACAACGUUUGGUAUCGUAUUACAUAAUAUCAUCAUGAUUGCUAAUGUAAGGAUAUGCACCAGAAUCCGAGUAAUACUGAGAUUGAAGAAGAUAAUUAUACGCAAACCCCCCUUCAGUUCUCAGUACACGAGGAAGCCGUAUCUUACUUUAAUGAUGUCCAUUGCUUACCGCUUCCUGUGAAGACAGACUUUUUUCCUGACCAGUUUGUUUCCCGUGCAGUAGUCACUCAUAAAGAAUGCUGAGAGAUAGAGGGAGUAAGAAAUCACUUAUUAAUAAAUGCUCCUGACUAAAAAAGACGAUGAAGCUGUUGGAUUGAAGUGUGUCAGUUAGUUUUGUAGUUAUUUCUUCCAUUCCAAAUCAAACUAGCUUAGCCGGAAAAAUGUUUAAUUCUAAACUGAUACCACAGUCUGCAUUUUGGCAAACACUGACAAAUAGAAAUCUACUGGCCUCAAUUGGCUGGAGAAAUAAAAUUUUAACUUAUGUUUUUGGAGUGUUCCUCUUCGAUUUGAUUUGUACUCAGUUUAACUACGCUUUCAUACUUCCGCUCCGCCGAGUGCUCCAUUGUAUCAACACUUAAGCCUCUUAAGUGCACGCUGUUAUUCCCGUACUUAAUUCGGUUCACUUAUUUCAUUUCGAUCGUUUUAGCUGCUGGUGGAUAUGAGUAAAUUAUUUUAUUUCUGAACUAUAACCAGUAUAAAAAAACUGUAUGUUCUAUAACAAACUACAGCUACAGUUAGCAUGAAUAAUACUGAAUAAUAUUAAUAAUAAUAAUAAUAAUAAUAAUAAUAAUAAUAAUAACAAUAAUGAUAAUAAAUUAUAAUCGAAUGCGAAUAGUUACUAUCAUUGCACUGCGGGGUUCUCGCAAUUAGUUAGAUACAACUUGACCUGAUUUCCGUAUAAAACCUCCAUCCUCCAUUCAUAUAACUUCAGGAAGUUAUUCAUGCUGUGAAAAUUGUAAGCUUAAGCCCUUUUAAAAUUUCCUUUAAUUUCAGGGCACGGUUUAUGACUUACUCAAGCAAAAUUGUGGUUAUUCAAAGAAGACUGCAAAAUCUCUUGUCAAAAGCUUACCAGGUAUAGUGAUAUGCGUAUAAAUCAUUGCUGCUCUGAUAGGCAACUGCAAAAUAUUAAUUUUUUCUCAAAAUAUGUAGUUUCAGUAAGUGACCGGCAACUGUUCGUCAUUAGGAUGCCUAAAAUGUGUGCAAUUCCACAAUUGAUUUCGGCCUCAGUGUUUCAGUCGAUUGACUGUAGAUUCAAAAUCUUGCAUCCAAAUACUCUGAAGGUAUCAAAAGAUUGUUUAAGCAUCAUGAAAUAGUUAUUUUGGAUGAAAUUGAAGACUUUUUUUCGAAUACAGGGUUCAUGACUUAAGUGUUAUCACUAAGAGAACUCAAAACAGGCUUCUAUUUUCCCUUCGUUUUAUCAGCCACAGACGUUCAAUGCCGAGGAGAAAUCCAGUGCAGUAGUUUGUUCAAUUUUGUAAAACCCAUUUUUCCUCAAAAGUCUAUUCUUGUUUAUAACAAAGCAGUCCUAAGUUUUUGAAGAGUUCGAGAUCACCUAAAGUAAAUGCAGAUUCAACCAUUUUCAAAUAUUUUUUACACAGUUUAAACGUCUUAACUGCAACUUUCGUUACUCUUUCAUUUUAUUUUUUUCCAAUACAUAAAAACGAACAUCUUAUUUUAUUAAAUAUGACACAAAUCUUUCUCUUUAACUUAUCGAACAAAUCACAUGUUACAACUCGUAAAUUGCAGUUACUGUACCUUAUAGUGUUCUUGUUGUUGUUUUCUUUAAUUUCUUUUUUUCCUAUGUAUUUUUGUCACCAUUGUUAUUGUCAAUAAAGUGCUAUAGAAAUUAAUUAAAAAUUAUUUUUGUUAAAAAGCUCUGAGUAUAGAAUAGAAAAUAAAAUGCACGUUAGUUGAGGCCCUGUGUUUACAUCGUCACAUCAUCUAGUUGAUAAGACUUUCCUUUUCUUGGCAGAGUUGAAAAAUUCCUUCUCCCAAAGUCUUUUCAAAGAGGACGAUUUGAAAAAGAUUCAGAGACUGGAAAAGUUUAUCAAGGUAAAAACAUAGGUUGGUUAGGAUCAAGGGGAAAUUUUUUUCUGUUGGGUGUGGAGCAAAGAACAUCGGCAACAGAAGUCAUAUCGACAAGCGACUCAAAGGCUAAAACAGAAUGCGACGUGCAGGCCUGGGUUCCAUUUUCUAUACUCUCUAUGAAACGGAUUCUUUCAGACGUCGGAAGCUCAGUAAACUGCCGGCUCCAGCUAAUGAGUUGAGCUUCCUGUAACCUACAUCUAUCCUAGAUUACCACUAAACCGGUAUUCCUAAUUUCAGAAAACAAUAAACAUGAAAUGUGAUUUGGCAGUAUCCUUUAUGCGUAUAACACGCCUGGAAAACUGUUUCAGUUAUUUUUGCUCAGUUUACCAGGAGAGUCAGGACUACUCCCAUGCAGUUUCUGUUGUUAAAGUUUUCAAUAAUGGGAUUAUCACCCAGUUAGAUAUAUAAACUGGAAUUUAACUUAGUUAUGAGAGGUUUAUAAAGGUGGACAGAAACCGGGCCGAAUCGGAUUAUUAUAGACCGUCCUACCUUAGUGUUUCAGACAAAACCUUUCCUUCAUCUUGACUCUAACAACAACUCUUUUUGUAUUCGUAGGAUUUGCUCAUCCUUCCAGCUGUGGUCCGAAAUUCAGAAAGCGUCAACAAAUUUUUUGGUGCAUUUUUGGAAAAAACAGUAACAUGUGAAAGGUUUGGCCGAAGAAAGUUACAUUUUUAACUAAAGAGUGACUGGAACAUUAAAAUCUAAUGAUACAUUUUGUUUUUAGGUCAAAAAAAGAGGAAGAGUUAAAAAAAGUCAAUAAAGUGGUCGAAGUUUUAAGUGGUACGUAAAUUUUAUGAUUAAUAUCCCAUUUUCACCUUCUAUCCAUCAAUCCAUCCAUCUGUCAGUCUGUCCGUCCGUCCGUCCGUUCAUUCAUUAUUCAUUCAAUCCGCAUCCAAUUCUUAGAUAUUGAAUUGAAUUGUCGUUUAUGACCGUUUAUGGUAUUUCCUCUUUCAAUAAAAAGCCAUUGUCCUCAAAACUAUUUUUAAACCAUCCAUUUUUUAGGACGAGAUCCUCUCCGAACCUUACCAAGGAGUCUAAUAUUUUCAGACGACCUAAAGUCCAAAAGCAAGAGUCCUCCACGACCCGGUCUGUUUGGGAGAACAAUUUCUGAGCCAGGUAUCAGGGCAAACACUACUCGGGCACCAGUCUUGACAAAGAGACAGUUUAGCGUUGGUGUUGGCAUUGCCGAGAUGUUCAAGGAGAACUUAAACUUUAUAUCAAACAUGACCCAAGCAGAACAUUCCCAAAGUGCUGCUACGCCGCAGCCUCCUGGCGAGACGAAGGAGAGUCACUCCAGAGGUGAAGAUACCACUGGAGAUACAGAAGAAACCAUAACUGGAAUAGAGGAGGCUUGUAUCCAACUGAAAUCAGCUCAGAGUGAAAAUAGCCCCAGAGGAACAAAGUAUUUGGCUAUCUCGUCAUAUGUUGCGGAGGAAAGCGGAGAGGUAUCUCUUCAAUCCGGAGAAGAAGUCGAAGUCUUCGAGAAACGUUCCAGUGGUUGGUGGUAUGUGAAAAAGGAAAUGGAAGAGGGAUGGGCACCAAGAACAUUUCUUGAACCAGUUCAGGUACUCCGGUCAAAAUCUGCCGAAACACUGGAUCUGGCUCAAUGCAAAGAAACGAAAGGAACAAUCAUGAGAGAGAGUGAGAUGGGAUUCCAAGUGCAAGAAAAACAGAGGGUACUUCAUCUCAUUGGUCAAUUAUGUUGUCCUUCACAUAAAAUGCCAUAAGAGUUUAUUCUGUUCUUGGAAAGUUCUAAAACGGUUUCAGUUUUUUGACUGAUUUGUAGUGAAUAAUCUCCUUAUCAUUUACCAUUUUUAAUCGGCUGAGUUCUGUUUUUCUGUCAAUCCCUGUAGCAAUUGAGUGUAGGGCAGUAUCGAGAGCAAGGGCAGACGUGAAAGACAACGAGUGUAGAACUUAACAGAAGUGGGAGCAUAAGGCAAAACAGAGAAAUUAAAAACCAACCCACCAGUUCCAAUGCCAGCUUACAGACUUGUAGUGAAACCUGCAUUGUUCUGCAUUUAGUGGAUCAGUAUUCAGCGGAGAAGACUCCCUGUGUACGAGUCGUACGAGUCUUAUGUUUUGGAGGAAAAAUCUGUAUUUAGCGAACCAUUAGCAGGGUUCCCGAGGAUGUCCAAUGGAAACAGGGGUUAUUGUAAUAUUGCUACCCUACAUACUCGGGUGUAGUUUAACAAUAGUAAUCUGUUUCUAAAACAUGGUCUCUUUCCUCUGUUACGUCAUAUGUGAAUGUCAUGAAUGAAUGUCUACAGUAUUCCGGAAAGCUUAUCAAGUCACACACGAAAAAUUCUCCAGCCUGGUAUGAGCACCUGUUCGUACUGCUACUGGUAGAGAUACCUAUCCAACAGGAGCCAUCUACUUUUAAGAUUUGCGUGGCAUAGAUUCGCUUCGAAAUCGUCUUUUUGCUGUGUGAGCCCAAUUUGAUAUUGUUUUCGUAAGCAGUGUAGAGAUAGGCUUAGUAGAGGGUCUGAAUGGUGGGGUCCACUUAUCGGUUGUCGGUUAAAAUCUACUUACUUUGUCGGUAGUCAAAUUUUUCUUUCAAAUUGUGUCGGUAGCCUCUGUCCAUCGAGCGUUCUUUUGAAAUUUGAAACACUUUCCUCAAACUCCUUUGACAAAUCAGUGGGCGACAAGGGGCGAAAUGUGUGCUGGAAGGUUUCCUUAGUCUUUACAUCAAGGAUAACAUUUUCUUUGAAUCUUGUGCCUUAGUAUACAACUGUGUCUAAGAACAUCGUCUCAGUGAAUUUCGGUGGUGAAUUUAAUAGUAGGAUCAUGUAAGUUUGCUUCUUCGAAGAAAGUUACGAUGUCUGGUUUAAAGAAGGUUUUGCUUAGACUUUGUUUUUCAAUAUAUGGCAUGAAAAUGUUGACAUAGGGAACUGAUGUCCUUGUGUCCAUCGCAAAGACCAUCGCGGUACCGUGGGUUUGUAAGUAGAGCUUUCCAUUGAACCAAAAAAAAAUUUCUUUCAGUAUUAAUCUAAGCACUUCUGUCGCAGGUAAUGUGUAGGACUAGGCGGGUUGAAUUGUAGAAAUUUUCAUACGCUCUGCAAACCGAUUUCAAUACCCUCGUUUUGUGGUAUAUUUGGAAAAAGACUCGUGAUAUGGUAUCUUUGGUUACUUCCUAGAAAGGUAGAAAAAAUACAAUAUACUCUUCUCUCUGAAAGAAAAUAUAGAUAAUGUCAGUCCAUGUUAGUAGUCGGUUAAUAUUUUUCCUGUCGGUAGUCGGUAAUAUUUUGUGCCCUUUGUCGCUAGUCGGUUAACCCCCUUCGCACCCUCUUAGUAAACAUCACAAACGUGAUCGAUCUAAAUGACGUAAUAGGGAAAAGGAUAUUUGCAUUUUGGUGGUAAUAGUAACAAUAAAGGUAUUAUAUAAUAGAAAGAAACUGCAUUCCUUUUUUCUAAAAAAGAUCUCCAUACUUUAGAAUUUGCAAUAGUGUUCCUAUGGGUCCGGAAAAUUCGUUUAAAGACUAUUAAAUUUCGAAUUUUUAACAACCUAGGGAAGCAUGCAAUAUGAUGAAAUACAAAACUUAAUAACAAAGAAAAGAACGCAGACAAAAUUUGAAGUGUUCCUGUUGACGUGUUUAACUUGAUGAUGGAUCAUGCAGGCUCUUCCCGGUUUAUGUGCAUAGCUAAAACUGAAAUUUCAUAGAGGCAUAAUCUACAGUUUACGAAGCAAUCCCCUAGUUUCGGAUCUCAUUAAAUGUUUGUAUGAAAAUGUUAGAGGACCUAUCAGAAGGCGUGUAGAAAAGCACGACCAUAAUAUCAUAUCUAUAGAAAAUAUAUAAAUAGAAUUUCUAUAUAUAAAUAGAUAGAAGUGCGGAAGUACAUGAACGUGACCAGUAACAAUUAAGUAACGUCAUAGCCUUAAACUCAUUGUUUUUUCAAGCUUCCUCAAGAGAAGGCAAAAAGAGGUUAUAAAAACAGCUGAGCAUUUUUUUUGUUACUUAGUCGCUGAGUCAAACCAGUGAAAACGAGUCACAAGAAACGGAAUCAACUGAGAUGGACCGAAGGGUAAAGCUUGUUUCAGUGGAAGGAAUUCAGAAACGCAAGACCCCAGAUAAAAAAUAUGUAAGUACUGCAAACCGGUUGGUUAGUAAAUCACCUAGUGAACGGCGAAUUCCACUUUCUGCAAAUAUUUUCCAAUUACCGUCAGAUUGAAAGGGGAGAGUCGGAUCGUUGUUAAUUGGUCCCGCAAUCAGUAGGAUUACCACUAACGAACCGAUAGGCCUAAAUCAGUUCAAUUUAUUGUCUUUGAGCCACUUAUCGUCUACCUGUUGUUCGCCUAAGUGAAGUUAACGGCUCGUCAGUAUACACAGACAUUAUUAAGGUCAAGCCAACAAAAAGCGUACACUAAUUAAUUAACUGUAUGCAAUAGCUGCCUUAUAUUUUUUAUUAGCUGUUACUUCUCCUUAUUCAGCAGAUAGUGCUGGAGAACGCAUCAGUGUUUUGUAAAGGGGUUUAAGAAAUAUCCUAAAUGCAAAAUUUUGCUAAUUUGCCCCCGUCUAGGUUUACAUUCUCAAAGUGCUGUGGUCGGACGGAAAUAUUAACAUCAUCUACAGACAGUGCAGCGAUUUCUACUUUCUACAGGUUUGAAACAUAAUAACUGCGUUAGGCGAAGGCGUGGAACGUUUCAUGAAGCUCAUCAAAUUUUAAUUUGGGUCUGAAAGUUGAUCCAAACUCCUUGCAGGGGAAAACUUAACUCAAGACAGACGUCAAACUUUUCAUGAACUUUAGAUCGGCUCAAUUUGGUUCGUCUUAUCAAUGAAAAGUUCGAUGUUAAUGACCUUAGUUAGUCUUAAAUAAAUUUCUUGUUCUCACUUAGACCAACUUUAGAAGUCGAACUUUUCACGGACCAGUAUCUAAAUGCCACUGAGGCAGAACAAUAGACUUUGUCAUAAGCAUUAUAUUUGGCAGAGUGAACGAGUUUGACUCUUGAAAAAGGUCUUGAAACAGACCUUAGAAGGAGCAGUUUCCACUUCAGUACUGGCCAAGUAUCAAAUUUCCUGGUUGACGAUUCCAUUGUUGACUUGACCAAAGGGCUGAUACUGUGGCCGCCAUCUCUUUUUCAUUGGGAGCUAGUGCCCAGCAAUCAUUUUCGCUCCGUUGACAGUUUUUCGAGCGAUAUCACUCAGUUUUCCUUUUCAGACGUUUGAUUAAUUAAAAAAAAACUAUCAUAUAUGAACUAUGGAUGCAAAUUUGAAUAAAGAAAUAUUCAUUGCAGCUAAUAAGUAGAUUCAAAUCCAAUGAUCUUCCCUUAACCCGCCAGUUUGAUGCAGUCCGGUCAGCUGUGUUAUUAAGCAGCAUUGACGUCAGAACCUGGUUAUUAUAAGUCUUUAUUUCAUUUGAUUUGUUCCUUAUUGUGGGGAAAAUUGAUCGCUUUUAUUAGGAUUUGUGUUUGAAAAAAAUUUUCAACUGCAUUUAAAUCCUUUUCCAAUGCGACACCCAAACUGGGAGCCAAAUUGAAGUUGUUUUUACUAAUUGAUAUAAAGACAUACAUGUACUGAAAAUUCCUUUCAAACCCACUAUAGUUUUUAACAUAUACUGCUAUUUCGAGAAAGGUUUUAGGGUAAAGUGCACGCGACAACCCCGAAAGGUAUUGUCGGUGGUUUUGAGUCCACUGUUUUUCAAAGAAAUUUGAAAGAAUGGCAGGAGAGGUCAUGCACAUAUGUUUGCGAGUGUUAAAGGAAAGCAACAAAAGUAGAUUCGACAGCUAGAGUGUCAGGGACAGUGUAUUGAGCAUAUUCCAUAUUACCUAACGGGAUUGUCGAUUUCUUUCUUUCUCGAAAUAGCUGUAAACAGAAAUGCGGGUAAUUAAGCUAUCCUUAUACAAGCUGAAAAAGGAAUAGUAAUAAAUAAUUUCCAAAUGUGUUAGUUGUGAGAAAAUUGUGUAGUCUUUAUUGACGUCCGAACUUGGUUAAGUCCUUAUUUCAUUUGAUUUGUUCCUAGUAUUGGUUAGGAAACUUCAUCGCUUUUAUCAGGAUUUGUGUUUGAAGAAAAUUUUCGACUGCAUUGAACUCCUUUUCCACUGCGACGCCCAAAUUGUUUUUACUAAUCGAUGUAAAUAAAGACAUACAUCUACUGAAAAUUCCUUUGAAACCCACUUGUUUUUAACAUAAAAACGCAAAGGCGGGUAAUUAAGCUAUCUUUAUACCAGUUGAUAAAGGGAAUAGUGAGAAAUAAUUUCCAAAUAUGAUCGUUGUGAAAAUAUUGAUUAUUUUUCCUAUAGGAAAACCUCAAAAAAAGAAUUUCCGAAGGGCACUGGCAAAGAAAUUCCCGUGUUAAAAGGUGAGAAAAUAAAAUGACCUAAAUGCUCCGAAAAUUAAUUCUGUGGUCACAAUGAAGGGUUUAGUUGCUAAAGAAACUAUGAUAUCGAUACUGCGUUGUUGGGAGAGGAAAUCCGACGAAGGGACGUCAGUUUGUCAAUCUGUUUAAGUUGGCUUUAAAAUUUUCUGACUUUAUUGACUCAUUUGAUCGACCUAUAAUUUUUGUUUUGGUCAUAACUAGUUAGGUUCUCGAUCAUGAUCAAUAUACAAAAAUGAUUCAACUCAAUACAAUUCCGGUUUGACGUUGAUCUUUUUCAGGAAGAAAAUUUUCUGAAAACUGCGAGUUUUGCUUCAAGGAUGGAACAUGCAAACGAAGACAGUCUUUGAACAAGUUUUUUCACGUGAGUAUAGAAACAAGAUGAAGGAAAAUUGGUCAGUAAAAUUGUGGAAAUCUACUCAGAUUAUCCCUUCGCGAUAAACACGAUUUCCUCAAAUCGAAUGGCUUAGUAAAUUGUUAUUAUUUAUCUUGUGAAUUUUCCUAGUUACUAGGAGCUCAAUUUUAUGGUUUUAAUUUGUUCAUACUAAUUUUCCCUUUUUUUUUCCUUCAUUUUUUAUAAGGACCUUAUCAACGCUCCUGAUGAUAUUUCAAACUGCCAAGCUGUCCUCCUCUUUUGUCGGGCUCGACUCAGUGAUUUGCGCCCUCAUGAAACGUACGUAACCUGAUUAUUCUGAUGAUCACACGUAGCUUUCUCUCUGACCUUAGAUAUGUCGAUUCUGAUUAACAUCAUCAUAAUCUUCACUAUUACCACCACCACCACCACCACCACCAUCAUCAUCAUCAUCAUCGUCAUCAUCAUCGUUGUUCAUCGUCGGAUUAUCAUCGAUCAUUAUGGUUAUACUGUCUUUCAACCAGAAGUAAUUAAAAUUUAUACAAUUUGAGACACUAACCCAAGAACUUAGGUAAAGAAUUCGAAUUCUGCUACUUCAACUUAUUUAUAUUAAUAAGAGGGUUAUCUUUUUCUGUCUGCAUUUCUGUUAGACAUUAGAUGAAUAACAAAGGGGUGGCAGAAGAACGCCCGGUUGGGGCCGGGGUCGGUGUCUAUGCUGUUUUAGGGUUUGGGUUAGGUUGAGGGUUAGUGUCAAUCCUAACCCUAACCCUAAAACAGCAUUCUCUAAAAAAAAAAAAAAGACCCGGACGCCGACUCCGACCCCGUGAUUUACUGACACCCAUAAAAAGUUGGCAAAAUUUGAAGGAGGUGAUGAAAGGUGUGCAUUAAAUUUUUAGAAAUAGAGAUAAAACAGUAUGACUUUAAUAUAAAUUUUAAAGCCAGAAACUGCAAAAACUAUUCGUUUCAUUUUUUGUUUUGUACUUUCUUCAUUUUCAGACCUAGCAAAGCUAACAACAAGACGAAUGAAAGUAAGUGACAAAUGCAAACUAUGCGCUUUUCGCUUUUUCUUUCAAAAGGAGAAACAGAGAGUUGACUAGAGAUUGAAACUGCCUCAGCCCUUUUGAGUCCACGUACUCGCAUUGUCAGACAAUGUCCCCAACAUGCUAGCUAGGAUAAGGAACUACACAAACUAAAAACAAACGAUGAUGGGAUGAACAGUGCUUUCUGUGUAAUAUGUAAGAAAUACUUUUCAGGGGGGAAUUUCUUUCUUAACUCUUUUUUUUAUUGCAGGUGAUAAUAACGACAGUGUUCAGAUAUCAGGACCUGUGGUGUUUGAGCAGUACAUAGCCAUUGCUGACUACAAAAAGAAGAACAAGAACGAUAUUUCACUGACAGCUGGUGACACUGUUGAUGUUAUCAAAAAGAGCGAGUUUGGUAAGGAAUAUUAGUUUUCAGCCAACUUUGUAUACUUCUUAAAUGUAAGUUAAUGAACACUUAAUCUAACUGUUACUGCAUUCUAAAGCAGUUUCAUUCAUAAAUAAAACUAGAUUUUAUGUCUUAAUCCUUUACAAUUAUCCGCAACGGUCGCUUCUAACCUCAAGUUGAGCUUUAGCCAAACGUACUAUUACGUCUUAUUCGGGCUGGACUUCAUAAAAAACUUAAAGCGCCCACCACUGUUUUUUUGUGUCUUUAAAAAGCUGAUUUUUUCUUAUGUUGACUUAUUCAUCAUCGAGAAAUGGAGGAACGAGGCAAGAUAUAAUUCGAUUGUUCCAGCUAUGCCCACAGCGCGAGAUCUAUACAGCAAUCAGUGUCUGGAGACAAAUAUCAAUACCGACGCAUCUUAAAUAGUAAUAAUUUAAUAUAUGUACUAUUUUUUUUAAGGUUGGUGGUUGGUUGACCGUGAAGGCGAGUUAGGCUGGGCUCCUGCGUCACAUCUGGAGCCUAGUGAUGAUGGGGUAGAGAUCACUGCCUCCAGAACCUUUGCACCUGGUCAAGGUAGAUGUUACACAAGCUUAUGUAACCUUAAGUAUGAUUGAGCAACGCGGAGAAACACUUAAACAAGAAAAGUAAAUUAAAGUAAAAAGCAACAACAGACAUUAUAUCAUCUUUCCCAUCGUCCUCCAUAAAUGGUAUUUUUUUGCUAUAAAAAGUGAUCAUGAUCGAAAGCUUGGCCUAAACUACACCGAUAAUUUUGGAAAGUUUGGUUCAUAAUACUUUAAAGGUAACUUUAUGCGGCAUAUUAUAAGUAAUAUAACCACGUCAAUAAUGGUGUUUUUUUUUUCAAUUUUAAUGCGCAGAGGAAGCAUAUCAGUCGAUGCAAAGCUAUGAAGCAAGAGCUGAAGACGAACUUUCUUUUGACAUUGGUGUUACCCUCAAAGUUGUAGAAAAGAACCUAGAUGGAUGGUGGCUAGCUAGGUAAGACAGUGAUAGAACGUUUUUAGUAGUUGCAAUAAUAACUGAAAUGGUUUACACACAAUGCCUGAAUACACACAUGACCACAUGACACUGAAAUCUCCCAAAAUUUCAAGCGCCGGAUUCCACCUUAUUACAACAGAUCGCUCAGCGAUCCACCCUUAACACUUUGCUCAAAUAUACGUGGGCCCCAGACCUCCCACAAAAUACUCUCCGACUCACGCUAGGCGAUCGCUAUUUAAGGGGUUAUCACAUUUACAUGGUUUUUAAGUUAGAAAAUGACUGACUGUUUUUACUUUUGGGUCGAUCGUUUGAAAAUUGAGUGAUUAAGAGGUAGCAGUAACGAGUUUGCCAAACGAUAAUAGGCAUAAGUAAUAUUAAAACCUAUCUACUUUUACACUUCUUAGAUACCAGGGCAAAGAAGGCUGGGUGCCUGCAGUGUUUCUGUUACGAGUAGUUGAGUCUGAUGAUUCUUCGCCUUCAUCUAGUGGAAAAAUUUGUGGACUGGGGGACAUUGUGUCCUCUCAACGGGGUAGGUGAUUUGUUGCAUUGAUUAAUUUUAUAUUUACAGUUUUGAACAUUUCCUUAUUCCUUCCGUGUAGGAACUAGGUAAGGGAAUUUGCAUGGAUCUACGUUUUUCAUUUUAACAAGAGAGCUGAGCAGUCACACGUCAGUAGUUUCGACCCCAUACUAAACCAUAAUAAAUGCUUUAUAGUUUAAAUUUACCUAUUUGGUGUUUUUCUACUUCAUCCACAGGCCAAAUAAUAUUUCGAGGUUUCCUUUGUUCUUUUCUACGAAAGAAAAAUCAUGAUCCAAAGUAGCGUUACUGAACUACUGGGCAGGCGUGUCGCUCAUUCUUUUUCAUGGCUACUUUAGUGGUCUCCCUCGCAGCCUGUUUUGUCACGUCACGAACGCCCUUCCCCAUAACUCCAAUCCAUCUUUCUAGAAUGUUUAUACUUUUUUACUGGGCUUCGACCUGACCUAUGGGGAGGGCCAGGAAUGAGACACGCGGGUACCAUGCGGGGUACCCUCCCCCCCCCCAUUCCCACAUUCCGUAAAGACAGAACACCAGCGGUUGUGACCAGGGUUAAGACUAUGAGGUUUGGUGUGGCUGUUGCCGUAGGAAUUGAUUCCUAUCUUCCUUUCUAAGUCUGGUAUUUAACGAUUGUAACCAACUGAGCUAACCAGUAAUCCUAUAACGUUAAUUGAUUAACGCAACCAUUUUUUCAUAAUAGUUUCUGAAGAAAGUGACAGUGUGACAGGCCGAAGAUCACCUCCCACAAGGCGAAUUCUGGUAAGUUCUUCCUCUGUCAAUUUUUCGCCAACCUAGCGUUGCUUUUCACCGCUUCUAUCUUACUUCUUUCUUUAAAACGUUUCUAUAUUUCAUGAAUAGCUUAAUAAACGAGGAAUUUCAAUAAUCGUUGGACUUUUAUAAGAGCUAAACCCUUAAAACAUUCAUAAAAUUGUAAUUUCUUUUUUUUAAAAUUCGUAUUUCCUUAGUAAUGGAUUAUCAUCGAAAAUUGCAUUUACUAUUUUUUCGUUUUCCGGCAGGUUAAGCGAUCGAUCAAAAAGAGGCCAAAUAAAAAUGUCACUCCUCCUCAGCCCACUGAAAGAAAGCCGAAAGAAAAGGAACAAAAUCAGGGAGAUACGAUAUCUUUUUCAAGCGGAUAUCAUACCUCUUCAAGCAGCAGUCUGUCCUCUCUAGUUUCAGAUGUUUCUAUACCUGAAACGGAAAGCGUUGUGCAGUGUACAUUACCGGGUAGUUCUCAUAGCUGUGUAGUAAGCUCUGCUCCAAAACAAGUUUACUCCAGCUCAAAUCUUGUAACAACAUUAGCACAGGAUGCGAAUACAUCCGGGUCUUCUGUGAAUGGAAGUGCACUGAGCUCAGGAAGAAGAAGUCCCAUUCCAUCACCAAGAAGUAAAAGCCCCAGACGCAGCCCCCAGCCGAGAAUUGAUGAAAUUAGAGCAACUCCUGUAGAGUUCAUCUCUGAAAAGGAGCAAGAAAAUGAUUCUCAGAUCACGAGGUAUCAAGCCAUAUACACGUACAUCUCUCAAGACAAAAACGAAAUUACCAUUAACGAGGGAGACAUAGUGGAGGUACUUAAGCGGAGCAGCAAUGGCUGGUGGCUUUUAAGCGCAAAUGAUCAUCAGGGUUGGGGUCCAUCAAAUUUCUUGCAACCAGUGUAAAUGGACGGAACUUUUAUUUAGAAGAGGAAUCUUUCAGGGAAUUCCGGAAUGCUUGCUUAGUCAGGGAAAUGCUACUUCCAAAGUGAAAUGUAAUUUGAAAUGAGACAUCACUUAUUUUAGUUUUGUCAUUGACACAAUACAAGUUCGGAAAGAACAAAAAGUGCGGAAACCUGAAUUAAAGUCAGCUAGUUUUAUCCAUAAGAAGUUGCAAAUAUUUUCUUAUAAUCAAAAUACUAUAAUUGUUAACUUUUUUAAGCUUUUGAUAUAAUAUAUAGUACAGGUUGCUAUUUGCCGACAGAAACUUAAUAUUUCGCUACAAUAAGUUCGUAAGGACUCCGUAAGCUAAGUUUAAAAGUGAGCGUCAUCUUAUCCUGAAAGACUAUUUUUAGAUACAUAGCAAAGUGGAAUAGCAGGAUGGUGUCCCAGUAACGAAGGCCCUGUCAACAAGGGCUUUAAACAAUGCUCAGCAAGAAAAUAAGAAGUUCGAGACGAUUGACGCUAGAAUCAAGAUACAAUAACUAAUACAAUAAUCACUUGAAAUAAGGGCUAAUAGAGAAAAAAAAUGUGAAAUAGGUUAACGUAAUUCAAAAUUAAAAAUGAGCCGAAAUUUUUUUGUUCAUGGUGUAUUAGUACUACAGGCAGCCAAAGCUCAGUAUAUGAGUGCAAAUGGCAAGGCUGGAUGGUUUAAAGCGUAAACGCGUUGUUUUCGCUUCGGUCUCUCGCACUAGACGAAUUAAGGCACGAUUACAUCAAGGUCAACGUAAGGUACUUCGUCGGUUAAAAGUAAUGUGGCAAAUAACGGCAAAAGAAUCACACAUUUGCAAAUAAAAGUCUGAGAUACCACUGGAUUGUUUGCGUGAACGCUACUGUUACACUAGAGGAUUCAUAAAUUUUUCGGAUUCAGGAUUCCGGACUUAUUUUAUUGAGGGUGAUUCGGAUCAUUUCGUAAGCGUUGAUAGAGUCUUCAUUCUAAAAACGCAUUCGGAUUCCCAACAGUUUACACACAUCGAUAAUACUGGGUGGCUUAAACAAAGACGACGGCGACAUCAACGAGAACAAAGUCAAAAAGCAAAAGGCUUCAAGUUUUGCAUCUGUAGCACGCUUUUUGGUACAUUUCUUUGCCAAUGGAGAACGUGAAAAUGAGUUUUUCUUUUCCAGUUCAAACUUGGGAGCGGUCCCCAAGGAUUCAACUCCAGUGAAAUUCACCUACAUUUGCCGUUUUGAGCAAAUUGGAAUAAACGCAGAAAAGUUUUAAAGCGCGAAUUCGUUUUAAUAGUGACGUAUUUGCUACCCUCGCCAUCAAUAUUUGUAAAGCACCCUAUAUUCACGAACGUGGCACUUACAUUUUGGUUUUACCGCAAACUCUGAUGAUUGGAGGAAGAAAGUAUUAUGAUUCGUUGGAAGAACUGUUUACUUUACAAAACAUUGAGAAAUUAAAAUUAAGGUAAUUAGAUACCAAUUUUUCACUUUCGAUUCGGAUUCAAAAUCUUCAGAGACUUGACCAAACCGGGAACUUUUUUAAAAAGGCGACAAAGAAUUUUUCAGUUUACUUAGGGAUGUCAUAAACGCUUAGGUUUACAGUAACCUUACCUUUGGGGACAUUGUCGAGGGGGUGGGCGAUUUGCUGAGUUGUUCGUACCACUGAAAAAAUCCUGGCUACGCCCCUGAUUAAGGCAAAGUUUAUCAGAAUAAUCCAACUAGCCUUGAACCUAGAAAAACUUGAUGCGAAAGAGUUUGGGGGCAACUACAGGGCAAUUAAUAAAGAUUUCUCAUUCGUCAUAGACCUUAGAUAACAUUAGCAGGAAGAAAAAAUAAGAGGUUUUAGUUUUAGUCGCUUUAUUCUUUUUUUGGGCAUUUUAUUCAUUGCAUAAACCUUUCAUGGUGGACUAAAGGGACAACAUAAAAAAAUAUAUAUAUAUAUUUCCUUCUUACUGGGAGCACUUUGCCAAACCGCUGCAAUAGCCACGUAAUAAUGUUCCAAUGAUUUCUUCCUGUCACUCUAUGUGUGAUUGACUUAAUACAUGAAGAGGCUAAGGUCUUACUUGAUUAACCGUAUUCCGGUUUAUUACGGGCGACAAGAGGAGCCCGCAAUCCUAAUUUCCAGGUUGUUAUUACGCAUGCGUCGUUUGAACUUCCACUAAGAAUGUAUGGAAUGCACAGAACACACUUUGAUCAUGCACGUUUGGACUUUCUAUCACUCUUAAUGUGAUCACGCUUGUUUUGAGCAUCUGUCACGUGAAACAUACGCAACGUACAGCCCUGAAGCAAAAGCUUUUAGACCUCCCAUCGUUGUCGCCCACACUCCUUAACCUUUGGUUAUAACUAGUUACUAAGAAUAAAUGGAUUAAACUCUAGUUUUGCAUUCAUUGCAUUACUAUGCCUAUGAUGCUCCUUGAAACAAAAAGUAUGGCAAAGUAUAACUCCAAAAGUCAAGGAAGACUUGUGACAAAACUUGCGUAUCCUUAUUCCGUAAUACGAUCAAUCGAAACCACCCUAAACUGAUCUAUUGUGUUCACCCACACCAAACUGCGUGCUUUGUUUAUGUCCAGCCAGCUGAGUCAAGGACUUGUAUAAGGAGGCCUACACAUAAAUACACUGAUCUUAUAGCUAAGUCCAGUUCACUGAACAGAGCUGUCCUUGUCACUUGCAACAUGUCCACAGAGGGGAAGACAGUGUUUGAAGCAUCUGUUACCGGAACUUUUCCAUCGAAGAAUAAUGGAACCGUCCCUGAGGUUUGCCAUUUCUUUGCUUUUGCGUGUUUAAAUACCGUGUUUUCGCGAAACCCAGGUGUGACUUGAAAAGUGUUGGCAAGAUCUGAGGAAGAGUUUAGGGGCAUUAAUGGCACAGCUGAUCUCAACGUUAGCAAUUAGGAAGUUUCUUUCUUUAAAUGUUAGUAAUAAAAAAUAAGCGACAACAUUGGAAGACCAAGCGUUAAAGUAAUUAGCUUUUACAGUGUACGUGUUCUGUGGAAAACGAAUGACAGGAAAUGCAUUUGUUAUAAAAAAGUGAAAAAGUAAGCUUUCUUGGUUCAAACUAUAUGAGUACUGACAGUAUUCUGGCAAGCGUUACUAGUUUCUGUCUGGACUCGGACUUCAUAUCUUAACUUUUACAUUUAUUCCCCUAUCAGGCAUAUAAAAUCACAGUUCUGUACUCUGAUGGGAGCAAAAUUGCGCUACGGAAAACAUAUGAAGAUUUCAUUGAGUUGCAGGUACGUUUCAGUUGAUCGAUGUGAAAUAAGAAUUAACUAAAUAUUUCAAGAUUCCACUCCAAAAUCAUGUUCAAGUUGUAUAGCGAUACUCAGUAAUAAAACCGAGUAUAUUGAAGAUGAUAAUUGAUAUAUAGCCUGUUUUUGUAAAACGUAACAGUUCGCCAGUUUGCAUUCUUUGUACUGGAGAGUAUUGUACUUUACUGAUCACCUUGGGUUUAGGUCCAGACAAUGAAAGGGAAGGCAGGCGUUAAGUCUGUAAUCAAAUUUAAGAAUUGUAGUACUGAAAACUACAUGUAUACUACUUUCACAUGCAUACAGUUUAACAUAGAUUUUCGUAAAUUAAAAUUGAGAACCAUUUAAACAUGCCAAACAGCAACGGUUAAUUUCAUCAAAACUUCAAUUCUUCAAUUCUCACAGGCGUAUGUACUGUCAAUACAGUCAAUAGCUGUCAGAGAAUCUCUGCAGAAUGAGAAGAAUUAAAUGCGCGCAUUAAAGUUUGAGUGGUUACGAACUAGACCAGGAGAUUUCUUCAAGCGCUAUUUCAUUUACGUGUGUUACUCAAAAGCUCAACAACCAAGAACUCUCACGCUGGGACCACUUAACUGUGGUCUAGUUGUCGAGACGCUGGGCAAAACUGCGUUCUUCAGGCCAAUUAACGAUUCAAUACACGGGCACUUCAAGCGUGAGGGUACCGUGUGAUGUUACGUAACAUGAUGGCACGCGUAACAACGUUUGGUAUCGUAUUACAUAAUAUCAUCAUGAUUGCUAGCUAAUGUAAGGAUAUGCACCAGAAUCCGAGUAAUACUGAGAUUGAAGAAGAUAAAUAUACGCAAACCCCCCUUCAGUUCUCAGUACACGAGGAAGCCGUAUCUUACUUUAAUGAUGUCCAUUGCUUACCGCUUCCUGUGACGACAGACUUAUUUCCUGACCAGUUUGUUUCCCGUGCAGUAGUCACUCAUAAAGAAUGCCGAGAGAUAGAGGGAGCAAGAAAUCACUUAUUAAUAAAUGCUCCUGACUAAAAAAGACGAUGAAGCUGUUGGAUUGAAGUGUGUCAGUUAGUUAUGUAGUUAUUUCUUCCAUUCCCAAUCAAACUAGCUUAGCCGGAAAAAUAUUUAAUUCUAAACUGAUACCACAGUCUGCAUUUUGGCAAACGCUGACAAAUAGAAAUCUACUGGCCUCAAUUGGCUGGAGAAAAAAAAUUUUAACUUAUGUUUUUGGAGUGUUGCUCUUCGAUUUGAUUUGUAAUCAGUUUAACUACGCUUUCAUGCUUCCGCUCCGCCGAGUGCUCCAUUGUAUCAACACUUAAGCGUCUUUAGUGCUCGCUGUUAUUCCCGUCUAUUAAGACGUACUUAAUUCGGUUCACUUACUUCAUUUCGAUCGUUUUAGCUGCUGGUGGAUAUGAGUAAAUUAUUUUAUUUCUGAACUGUAACCAGUAUAAAAAAACUGUAUGUUCUAUAACAAACUACAGCUACAGUUAGUAUGAAUAAUACUGAAUAAUAAUAAUAAUAAUAAUAAUAAUGAUAAUAAUAAUAAUAAUAAUAAUAAUAAUAAUAAAUUAUGUUCUAUAACAAACUACAGCUACAGUUAGUAUGAAUAAUACUGAAUAAUAUUAAUAAUAAUAAUGAUAAAUUAUAAUCGAAUGCAAAUAGUUACUAUCAUUGCACUGCGGGGUUCUCGCAAUUAUCGACAAUUAGUUAGAUACAACUUGACCUGAUUUCCGUAUAAAACCUCCAUCCUCCAUUCAUAUAUCCUCAGGAAGUUAUUCAUGCUGUGAAAAUUGUAAGCUUAAGCCCUUUUAAAAUUUCCUUUAAUUUCAGGGCACGGUUUAUGACUUACUCAAGCAAAAUUGUGGUUAUUCAAAGAAGACUGCAAAAUCUCUUGUCAAAAGCUUACCAGGUAUAGUGAUAUGCUUAUAAAUCAUUGCUGCUCUGAUAGGCAACGGCAAAAUAUUAAUUUUUUCUCAAAAUAUGUAGUUUCAGUAAGUGACCGGCAACUGUUCGUCACUAGGAUGCCUAAAAUGUGUGCAAUUCCACAAUUGAUUUCGGCCUCAGUGUUUCAGUCGAUUGACUGUAGAUUCAAAAUCUUGCAUCCAAAUACUCUGAAGGUAUCAAAAGAUUGUUUAAGCAUCAUGAAAUAGUUAUUUUGGAUGAAAUUGAAGACUCUUUUUCGAAUACAGGGUUCACGACUUAAGUUUUAUCACUAAGAGAACUCAAAACAGGCUUCUAUUUUCCCUUCGUUUUAUCAGCCACAGACGUUCAAUGCCGAGGAGAAAUCCAGUGCAGUAGUUUGUUCAAUUUUGUAAAACCCAUUUUUCUUCAAAAGUCUAUUCUUGUUUAUAACAAAGCAGUCCUAAGUUUUUGAAGAGUUCGAGCAUCACCCAAAGUAAAUAAAGGUUCAACCAUUUUCAAAUAUUUUUUGCACAGUUUAAACGUCUUAACUGCAACUUUCGUUACUCUUUCAUUUUAUUUUUUUCCAAUACAUAAAAACGAACAUCUUAUUUUAUUAAAUAUGACACAAAUCUUUCUCUUUAACUUAUCGAACAAAUAACAUGUUACAACUCGUAAAUUGCAGUUACUGUACCUUAUAGUGUUUUUGUUGUUGUUUUUUUUAAUUUCUUUUUUUCCUAUGUACUUUUGUCACCAUUGUUAUUGUCAAUAAAGUGCUAUCGAAAUUAAUUAAAAACUAUUUUUGUUAAAAAGCUAUGAGUAUAGAAUAGAAAAUAAAAUGCACGUUAGUUGAGGCCCUGUGUUUACAUCGUCACAUCAUCUAGCAUCUAGUUGAUAAGACUUUCCUUUUCUUGGCAGAGUUGAAAAAUUCCUUCUCCCAAAGUCUUUUCAAAGAGGACGAUUUGAAAAAGAUUCAGAGACUGGAAAAGUUUAUCAAGGUAAAAACAUAAGUUGGUUAGGAUCGAGGGGAAAUUUUUUUCUGUUGGGUGUGGAGCAAAGAACAUCGGCACCAUACAGAAGUCAUAUCGACAAGCGACUCAAAAGCUAAAACAGAAUGCGACGUGCAGGCCUGGGUUCCAUUUUCUAUAAUCUCUAUGAAACGGAUUCUUUCAAACGUCGGAAGCUCAGUUAACUGCCGGCUCCAGCUAAUGAGCUGAGCUUCCUGUAACCUACAUCUAUCCUAGAUUACCACUAAACCGGUAUUCCUAACUACAGAAAACAAUAAACAUGAAAUGUGAUUUGGCAGUAUCCUUUAUACGUAUAACACGCCUGGAAAACUGUUUCAGUUAUUUUUGCUCAGUUUACCAGGAGAGUCAGGACUACUCCCAUGCAGUUUCUGUUGUUAAAGUUUUCAAUAAUGGGAUUAUCACUCAGUUAGAUAUAUAAACUGGAAUUUAACUUAGUUAUGAGAGGUUUAUAAAGGUGGACAGAAACCGGGCCCAAUCGGAUUAUUAUAGACCGUCCUACCUUAGUGUUUCAGACAAAACCUUUCCUACAUCUUGACUCUAACAACAACUCUUUUUGUAUUCGUAGGAUUUGCUCAUCCUUCCAGCUGUGGUCCGAAAUUCAGAAAGCGUCAACAAAUUUUUUGGUGCAUUUUUGGAAAAAACAGUAACAUGUGAAAGGUUUGGCCGAAGAAAGUUACCUUUUUAACUAAAGAGUGACUGUAACAUUAAAAUCUAAUGAUACAUUUUGUUACUUAGGUCAAAAAACGAGGAAGAGUUAAAAAAAGUCAAUAAAAUGAUCGAAGUUUUAAGUGGUACGUAAAUUUUAUGAUUAAUAUCCAAUUUCCACCUUCUAUCUAUCCAUCCAUCCAUCUGUCAGUCUGUCGGUCCGUCCGUUCAUUCAUUAUUCAUUCAAUCCGCAUCCAAUUCUUAGAUAUUGAAUUGAAUUGUCGUUUAUGACCGUUUAUGGUAUUUCCUCUUUCAAUAAAAAGCCAUUGUCCUCAAAACUAUUCUGAAACCAUCCAUUUUUAGGACGAGAUCCUCUCCGAACCUUACCAAGGAGUCUAAUAUUUUCAGACGACCUAAAGUCCAAAUGCAAGAGUCCCCCACGACCCGGUCUGUUUGGGAGAACAAUUUCUGAGCCAGGUAUCAGGGCAAACACUACUCGUGCACCAGUCUUGACAAAGAGACAGUUUAGCGUUGGUGUUGGCAUUGCCGAGAUGUUCAAGGAGAACUUAAACUUUAUAUCAAACAUGACCCAAGCGGAACAUUCGCAAAGUGCUGAUGCGCCGCGCAUUCAGCCUCCUAGCGAGACGAAGGAGAAUCACUCCAGAGGUGAAGAUACCACUGAAGAUACAGAAGAAACCAUAACUGGAAUAGGGGAGCCUUGUAUCCAAAUGAAAUCAGCUCAAAGUGAAAAUAGCCCCAGAGGAACAAAGUAUUUGGCUAUCUCGUCAUAUGUCGCGGAGGAAAGCGGAGAGGUAUCUCUUCAACCCGGAGAAGAAGUCGAAGUCUUCGAGAAACGUUCCAGUGGAUGGUGGUAUGUGAAAAAGGAAAUGGAAGAGGGAUGGGCACCAAGAACAUUUCUUGAACCAGUUCCGGUACUCGGGUCAAAAUCUCCCAAAACACUGGAUCUGUCUCAAUGCAAAGAAAUAUUGGAUGGCAUUAAUUGCGAAGGACCAAUCGUGAGAGAGAGUGAGAUGGGAUUCCAAGUGCAAGAAAAACAGAAGGUACUUCAUCUCAUUGGUCAAUCAUGUUGUCCUUCACAUAAAAUGCCAUAAGAGUUUAUUCUGUUCUUGGAAAGUUCUAAAACUGUUUCAGUUUUUUGACUGAUUUGUAGUGAAUAAUCUCCUUAUCAUUUACCAUAAAAUCGGCCGAGUUCUGUUUUUCUGUCAAUCCCUGUAGCAAUUGAGAGUAGGGCAGUAUCGAGAGCAAGGGCAAAAGUGAAAGACAACCAGUGUAGAACUUAACAGAAGUGGGAGCAUAAGGCAAAACAGAGAAAUUAAAAACCAGCCCACCAGUUCCAAUGCCAGCUUACAGACUUGUAGUGAAACCUGCAUUGUUCUACCUUUUUUGGAUCAGUAUUCAGCGGAGAAGACUCCCUGUGUACGAGUCGUACGAGUCUUAUGUUUUGGAGGAAGAAUCUGUAUUUAGCGAACCAUUAGCAGGGUUCCCGUGGAUGUCCUAUGGAAACAGGGGUUAUUGUAAUAUUGAUACCCUACAUACUCGGGUGUAGUUUAACAAUAGUAAUCUGUUUUCUAAAAUAUGGUCUCUUUCCUCUGUUACGUCAUAUGUGAAUGUCAUGAAUGAAUGUCUACAGUAUUCCGGAAAGCUUAUCAAGUCACACAUGAAAAAUUCUCCAGCCUGGUAUGAGCACCUGUUCGUACUGCUGCUGGUAGAGACACCUAUCCAACAGGAGCCAUCUACUUUUAAGAUUUGCGUGGCAUAGAUUCGCUUCGAAAUCGUCUUUUUUCUGUGUGAGCAAAAGCCCAAUUUGAUAUUGUUUUCGGAAGCAGUGUAGAGAUAGGCUUAGUAGAGGGUCUGAAUGGUGGGUCCACUUAUCGGUUGUCGGUUAAAAUCUACUUACUUUGUCGGUAGUCAAAUUUUUCUUUCAAAUUGUGUCGGUAGCCUCUGUCCAUCGAGCGUUCUUUUGAAAUUUGAAACACUUUCCUCAAACUCCUUUGACAAAUCAGUGGGCGACAAGGGGCGAAAUGUGUGCUGGCAGGUUUCCUUAGUCUUUACAUCAAGGAUAACAUUUUCUUUGAAUCUUGUGCCUUAGUAUACAACUGUGUCUAAGAACAUCGUCUCAGUGAAUUUCGGUGGUGAAUUUAAUAGUAGGAUCAUGUAAGUUUGCUUCUUCGAAGAAAUUUACGAUGUCUGGUUUAAAGAAGGUUUUGCUUAGACUUUGUUUUUCAAUAUAUGGCAUGAAAAUGUUGACAUAGGAAACUGAUGUCCUUGUGUCCAUCGCAAAGACCAUCGCGGUACCGUGGGUUUGUAAGUAGAGCUUUCCAUUGAACUAAAAAAAAUUUCUUUCAGUAUUAAUCUAAGCACUUCUGUCGCAGGUAAUGUGUAGGACUAGGCGGGUUGCUUUGUAGAAAUUUUCAUACGCUCUGCAAACCGAUUUCAAUACCCUCGUUUUGUGGUAUAUUUGGAAAAAGACUCGUGACGUGGUAUCUUUGGUUACUUCCUAGAAAGGUAGAAAAAAUACAAUAUACUCUUCUCUCUGAAAGAAAAUAUAGAUAAUGUCAGUCCAUGUUAGUAGUCGGUUAAUAUUUUUCCUGUCGGUAGUCGGUAAUAUUUUGUGCCCUUUGUCGCUAGUCGGUUAACCCCCUUCGCACCCUCUUAGUAAAUAUCACAAACGUGAUCGAUGUAAAUGACGUAAUAGGGAAAAGGAUAUUUGCAUUUUGAUGGUAAUAGUAACAAAAAAGGUAUUAUAUAAUAGAAAGAAACUGCAUUCCUUUUUUCUAAAAAAGAUCUCCAUACUUUAGAAUUUGCAAUAGUGUUCCUAUGGGUCCGGAAAAUUCGUUUAAAGACUAUUAAAUUUCGAAUUUUUAACAACCUAGGGAAGCAUGCAUUAACUAUGAUGAAAUACAAAACUUAAUAACAAAGAAAAGAACGCAGACAAAAUUUGAAGUGUUCCUGUUGACAUGCAUGUUUAACUUGAUGAUGGAUCAUGCAGGCUCUUCCCGGUUUAUGUGCAUAGCUAAAACUGAAAUUUCAUAGAGGCAUAAUCUACAGUUUACGAAGCAAUCCCCUAGUUUCGGAUCUCAUUAAAUGUUUGUAUGAAAAUGUUAGAGGACCUAUCAGAAGGCGUGUAGAAAAGCACGACCAUAAUAUCAUAUCUAUAGAAAAAAUAUAAAUAGAAUUUCUAUAUAUAAAUAGAUAGAAGUGCGGAAGUACAUGAACGUGACCAGUAACAAUUAAGUAACGUCAUAGCCUUAAACUCAUUGUUUUUUCAAGCUUCCUCAAGAGAAGGCAAAAAGAGGUUAUAAAAACAGCUGAGCAUUUUUUUUGUUACUUAGUCGCUGAGUCAAACCAGUGAAAACGAGUCACAAGAAACGGAAUCAACUGAGAUGGACCGAAGGGUAAAGCUUGUUUCAGUGGAAGGAAUUCAGAAACGCAAGACCCCAGAUAAAAAAUAUGUAAGUACUGCAAACCGGUUGGUUAGUAAAUCACCUAGUGAACGGCGAAUUCCAGAAUGCCUUAAUCUUGUUUUCAAUAAAAAUGGAAUUCAGCAUUAGAAAACCUUAGAAAAUGUCAUUAAUUUUAGUCACACUUUCUGCAAAUAUUUUCCAAUUACCGUCAGAUUGAAAGGGGAGAGUCGGAUCGUUGUUAAUUGGUCCCGCAAUCAGUAGGAUUACCACUAACGAACCGAUAGGCCUAAAUCAGUUCAAUUUAUUGUCUUUGAGCUACUUAUCGUCUACCUGUUGUUCGCCUAAGUGAAGUUAACGGCUCGUCAGUAUACACAGACAUUAUUAAGGUCAAGCCAACAAAAAGCGUACACUAAUUAAUUAACUGUAUGCAAUAGCUGCCUUAUAUUUUUUAUUAGCUGUUACUUCUCCUUAUUCAGCAAAUAGUGCUGGAGAACGCAUCAGUGUUUUGUAAAGGGGUUUAAGAAAUAUCCUAAAUGCAAAAUUUUCCUAAUUUGCCCCCGUCUAGGUUUACAUUCUCAAAGUGCUGUGGUCGGACGGAAAUAUUAACAUCAUCUACAGACAGUGCAGUGAUUUCUACUUUCUACAGGUUUGAAACAUAAUAAUUGCGUUAGGCGAAGGCGUGGAACGUUUCAUGAAGCUUAUCAAAUUAUAAUUUGGGUCUGAAAGUUGAUCCAAACUCCUUGCAGGGGAAAACUUAACUCAAGACAGACGUCAAACUUUUCAUGAACUUUAGAUCGGCUCAAUUUGGUUCGUCUUAUCAAUGAAAAGUUCGAUGUUAAUGUCCUUAGUUAGUCUUAAAUAAAUUUCUUGUUCUCACUUAGACCAACUUUAGAAGUCGAACUUUUCACGGACCAAUAUCUAAAUGCCACUGAGGCAGAACAAUAGACUUUGCCAUAAGCAUUAUAUUUGGCAGAGUGAACGAGUUUGACUCUUGAAAAAGGUCUUGAAACAGACCUUAGAAGGAGCAGUUUCCACUUCAGUACUGGCCAAGUAUCAAAUUUCCUGGUUGACGAUUCCAUUGUUGACUUGACCAAAGGGCUGAUACUGUGGCCGCCAUCUCUUUUUCAUUGGGAGCUAGUGCCCAGCAAUCAUUUUCGCUCCGUUGACAGUUUUUCGAGCGAUAUCACUCAGUUUUCCUUUUCAGACGUUUGAUUAAUUAAAAAAAACUAUCAUAUAUGAACUAUGGAUGCAAAUUUGAAUAAAGAAAUAUUCAUUGCAGCUAAUAAGUAGAUUCAAAUCCAAUGAUCUUCCCUUAACCCGCCAGUUUGAUGCAGUCCGGUCAGCUGUGUUAUUAAGCAGCAUUGACGUCAGAACCUGGUUAUUAUAAGUCUUUAUUUCAUUUGAUUUGUUCCUUAUUGUGGGGAAAAUUGAUCGCUUUUAUUAGGAUUUGUGUUUGAAAAAAAUUUUCAACUGCAUUUAAAUCCUUUUCCAAUGCGACACCCAAACUGGGAGCCAAAUUGAAGUUGUUUUUACUAAUUGAUAUAAAGACAUACAUGUACUGAAAAUUCCUUUCAAACCCACUAUAGUUUUUAACAUAUACUGCUAUUUCGAGAAAGGUUUUAGGGUAAAGUGCACGCGACAACCCCGAAAGGUAUUGUCGGUGGUUUUGAGUCCACUGUUUUUCAAAGAAAUUUGAAAGAAUGGCAGGAGAGGUCAUGCACAUAUGUUUGCGAGUGUUAAAGGAAAGCAACAAAAGUAGAUUCGACAGCUAGAGUGUCAGGGACAGUGUAUUGAGCAUAUUCCAUAUUACCUAACGGGAUUGUCGAUUUCUUUCUUUCUCGAAAUAGCUGUAAACAGAAAUGCGGGUAAUUAAGCUAUCCUUAUACAAGCUGAAAAAGGGAAUAGUAAUAAAUAAUUUCCAAAUGUGUUAGUUGUGAGAAAAUUGUGUAGUCUUUAUUGACGUCCGAACUUGGUUAAGUCCUUAUUUCAUUUGAUUUGUUCCUAGUAUUGGUUAGGAAACUUCAUCGCUUUUAUCAGGAUUUGUGUUUGAAGAAAAUUUUCGACUGCAUUGAACUCCUUUUCCACUGCGACGCCCAAAUUGUUUUUACUAAUCGAUGUAAAUAAAGACAUACAUCUACUGAAAAUUCCUUUGAAACCCACUUGUUUUUAACAUAAAAACGCAAAGGCGGGUAAUUAAGCUAUCUUUAUACCAGUUGAUAAAGGGAAUAGUGAGAAAUAAUUUCCAAAUAUGAUCGUUGUGAAAAUAUUGAUUAUUUUUCCUAUAGGAAAACCUCAAAAAAGAAUUUCCGAAGGGCACUGGCAAAGAAAUUCCCGUGUUAAAAGGUGAGAAAAUAAAAUGACCUAAAUGCUCCGAAAAUUAAUUCUGUGGUCACAAUGAAGGGUUUAGUUGCUAAAGAAACUAUGAUAUCGAUACUGCGUUGUUGGGAGAGGAAAUCCGACGAAGGGACGUCAGUUUGUCAAUCUGUUUAAGUUGGCUUUAAAAUUUUCUGACUUUAUUGACUCAUUUGAUCGACCUAUAAUUUUUGUUUUGGUCAUAACUAGUUAGGUUCUCGAUCAUGAUCAAUAUACAAAAAUGAUUCAACUCAAUACAAUUCCGGUUUGACGUUGAUCUUUUUCAGGAAGAAAAUUUUCUGAAAACUGCGAGUUUUGCUUCAAGGAUGGAACAUGCAAACGAAGACAGUCUUUGAACAAGUUUUUUCACGUGAGUAUAGAAACAAGAUGAAGGAAAAUUGGUCAGUAAAAUUGUGGAAAUCUACUCAGAUUAUCCCUUCGCGAUAAACACGAUUUCCUCAAAUCGAAUGGCUUAGUAAAUUGUUAUUAUUUAUCUUGUGAAUUUUCCUAGUUACUAGGAGCUCAAUUUUAUGGUUUUAAUUUGUUCAUACUAAUUUUCCCUUUUUUUUCCUUCAUUUUUUAUAAGGACCUUAUCAACGCUCCUGAUGAUAUUUCAAACUGCCAAGCUGUCCUCCUCUUUUGUCGGGCUCGACUCAGUGAUUUGCGCCCUCAUGAAACGUACGUAACCUGAUUAUUCUGAUGAUCACACGUAGCUUUCUCUCUGACCUUAGAUAUGUCGAUUCUGAUUAACAUCAUCAUAAUCUUCACUAUUACCACCACCACCACCACCACCACCAUCAUCAUCAUCAUCAUCAUCAUCAUCAUCGUUGUUCAUCGUCGGAUUAUCAUCGAUCAUUAUGGUUAUACUGUCUUUCAACCAGAAGUAGUUAAAAUUUAUACAAUUUGAGACACUAACCAAGAACUUAGGUAAGGAAUUCGAAUUCUGCUACUUCAACGUAUUUAUAUUAAUAAGAGGGUUAUCUUUUUCUGUCUGCAUUUCUGUUAGACAUUAGAUGAAUAACAAAGGGGUGUCAGUAGAACGCCGGGUUGGGGCCGGGGUCGGUGUCUAUGCUGUUUUAGGGUUAGGGUUAGGUUGAGGGUUAGUGUCAAUCGUAACCCUGACCCUAAAAUAGCAUUCUCUAAAAAAAAAAAAAAGACCCGGACGCCGACUCCGACCCCGUGAUUUACUGACACCCAUAAAAAGUUGGCAAAAUUUGAAGGAGGUGAUGAAAGGUGUGCAUUAAAUUUUUAGUAAUAGAGAAAAAAACAGUAUGACUUUAAUAUAAAUUUUAAAGCCAAAAACUGCCAAAACUAUUCGUUUCAUUUUUUGUUUUGUACUUUCUUCAUUUUCAGAUCUAGCAAAGCUAACAACAAGACCAAUGAAAGUAAGUGACAAAUGCAAACUAUGCGCUUUUCGCUUUUGCUUUCAAAAGGACAAACAGAGAGUUGACUAGAGAUUGAAACUGCCUCAGCCCUUUUGAGUCCACGUACUCUCAUUGUCAGACAAAGUCCACAACAUACUAGCUAGGAUAAGGAACUACACAAACUAAAAACAAACGAUGAUGGGAUGAACAGUGCUUUCUGUGUAUGCAAGAAAUAAUUUUCAAGUGGGAAUUUCUUUCUUAACUCUUUUUUUUAUUGCAGGUGAUAAUAACAGCGGUGUUCAGAUAUCAGGACCUGUGGUGUUUGAACAGUACAUAGCCAUUGCUGACUACAAAAAGAAGAACAAGAACGAUAUUUCACUGACAGCUGGUGACACUGUUGAUGUUAUCGAAAAGAGCGAGUUCGGUAAGGAAUAUUAAAGCGAAACCAGGUUUUCAGCCAACUUUGUUUACUUCUUAAAUGUAAGUUCAUGAACACUUAAUCUAACUGUUACUGCAUUCUAAAGCAGUUUCAUUCAUAAGUAAAACUAGAUUUUAUGUCUUAAUCCUUUACAAUUAUCCGGAGUGGUCGCUUCUAACCUCAAGUUGAGCUUUAGCCAAACGUACCAUUAUACGUCUUAUUCGGGCCGGACUUCAUAAAAAACUUAAAGCUCCCACCACUGUUUUUUUGUGUCUUUAAAAAGCGGAUUUUUUUAUGUUGAUUUAUUCAUCAUCGAGAAGUGGAGGAACGAGGCAAGAUGUAGUUAGAUUGUUCCAGCUAUGCCCACACCGCGAGAUCUAUACAGCAAUCAGUGUCUGGAGACAAAUAUCAAUACCGACGGAUCUUUAAUAGUAAUAAUUUAAUAUAUGUACUAUUUUUUUUAAGGUUGGUGGUUGGUUGACCGUGAAGGCGAGUUAGGCUGGGCUCCUGCGUCACAUCUGGAGCCAACUGAUGAUGGGGCAGAGAUCACCGCCUCCAGAACCUUUGCACCUGGUCAAGGUAGAUAUUACACAAGCUUAUGUAACCUUAAGUAUGAUUGAGCAACGCGGAAAGUAAAUUAAAGUAAAAAGCAACAACAGACAUUAUAUCAUCUUUCCCAUCAUCCUCCAUGAAUGGUAUUUUUUUGCUAUAAAAAGUGAUCAUGAUCGAAAUCUUGGCCUAAACUACACCGAUAAUUUUGGAAAGUUUCGUUCAUAAUACUUUUAAGGUAACUUUAUGCGGCAUAUUAUAAGUAAUAUAACCACGUCAAUAAUGAUGUUUUUUUUUUCAAUUUAUAUGCGCAGAGGAAGCAUAUCAGUCAGUGCAACGCUAUGAAGCAAGAGCUGAAGACGAACUUUCUUUUGACAUUGGUGUUACCCUUAAAGUUGUAGAAAAGAACUUAGAUGGAUGGUGGCUAGCCAGGUAAACAGUUAGGGACUGUUUUUUGCAGCUGCAAUAAUAAAAUGAUUUACACACAAUGUCUGAAUACAGAUAUGACACUGAAAUCUCCCAAAAUGUCAAGCGUCGGACCGGAUUCCACCUUACUACAACAGAUCGCUCAGUGAUUCACCCUUCACACUUUGCUUAAAUAUAUGUAGGCCCCAGGCCUCCCACAAAAUACUCUCCGACCCACUCCAGUCGAUCGCUAUUUAAAGGGUAGUCACAUUUACAUGGUUUUUAACUCGUGGGUACGCGCGAGCGUACCACGAGUUAUUGCAGGGACUGAGAUAUGCAAAUGAGUCACUCACUCACUCGUAGUAGACGCACUUCGUAAUUAAUCGGGUCCGAACUCGAGAGCGCGAAGAUCUAUCGUUUCCAAAGAAGGAUGCGCUCGCCGAAGUUCGGUAGCAUCAAAUUCAUCGCUGCGAGCGUGCAUCGUGCGCUACAGCACGGUUAGGAUCGAGGUCUUACCAAAUUUAAGACAGGCAGGAAUCUUUCAAAUUAGUACGAUUCAAAAGCCUUUGACCCGUCCAGCCGUUAAACUUGACAAGAAGAUGAGCAUUUGCUCUUCGACUCCUUCAACUUCGACGCUGGCUUGAUCUCCUACCUUGUAGCACUGUAGUAGGUUAUGUGUAUGAAUGAAUUUAUGGCCGUCAGUAUAAAACACGGACUGCGGACUACGGACUGCGGACUGGGUAUAAAAUACGGGCUAUAAAAUACGGACUGGUGAAAUGUAUGGUAUUUUCUUCUUAAGGACUCCCCAAGACCACGGGGGGAAAAUGGAUGUGAGUUUGAGCAUUACCUUUUUAAUAUAACAGCGGAAAUCGAGAUAAGAAAACAUAAGCUAAUGUUUUGCGUCCUUCUUCGCGGAGGAGUUGUGUCGGCUUUGCAUGAAAUGCCUUUACUUGUCAGUAGCCUGGUUUCAAUUAGCCUUAAUUUCAUCCCAUUGCUUCGAGUCGUUUUUAUGGCUCGCUCGUUUGCCGGCGGAAGUUCCAUGGAAAAGGCAUUAAAUUUGAGACUUUUCGCCAAAUCACGUGACGAUCCUCAAUGGCGUAGUGGCUAUGUGAGGUCGGGUCAAUCCGAAGGUACCGGGUUCAAAUCCCGUUAAUGAUCUUCUUUUUCCCUUCUUCCUGUUUUUUUCUUUUUUGUUUUGUCUUGUUUGCUUAUUUGUUUUGCUGUUUUUUUUUGUUUUGUUUUCAAAUAUAUACUUAAAUAACUGUUACUAAAGUGCAAUAAACAGCAAGAAAAGUAUUGUGUUUCCAGAACAAGGAUAGUAUAUUUAUCAUGAAUUUCUAUCAUUUUCUAAAAUUCAUUGUGGGAAAACCAGAGGUGAUAACUACUUGAUUAUUUUCUAAACAACGUACCCACGAGUUGAGGAUAGUCUUUCUUUGAUUAAGUUAGAAAACGACUGACUGUUUUUACUUUUGGGUCAAUCGUUUGAAAAUUGAGUGAUUAAGAGGUAGCAGUAACGAGUUUGCCAAACGAUAACAGUCAUAAGUAAUAUUAAAACCUGUCUACUAUUACACUUCUUAGAUACCAGGGCAAAGAAGGUUGGGUGCCUGCAGUGUUUCUGUUACGAGUAGUUGAGUCUGAUGAUUCUUCGCCUUCAUCUAGUGGAAAAAUUUGUGGACUGGGGGAUAUCGUGCCCUCUGAAAGGGGUAGGUGAUUUGUUACAUUGAUCAAUUUUAUGUUUACAGUUUUGAACAUUUCAUUUUUCCUUGCGUGUAGGAACUAGGUAAGGGAAUUUGCCUGGAUCUACGUUUUUCAUUUUAAAAAGAGACCUGAGCAGUCACACCUCAGUAGUUUCGACUCCAUACUAAACCAUAAUAAAUGCUUUAUGGUUUAAAUUUACCUAUUUGGUGUUUUUCUACUUUAUCCACAGGCCAAAUAAUAUUUCGAGGUUUCCUUUGUUUUCAACAUACUUUUCUACGAUAGAAAAAUCAUUCCCCAAAAUAGCGUUACUGAACUGCUGGGCAGGCGUGUCGCUCAUUCUUUUUCACUGGGCUACUUCAGUGGUCUCCCUCGCAGCAGGUGUUGUCACGUCACGAACGCCCUUCCCCAUAACUGCGAUCCAUCUUUCUAGAAUGUUUAUACUUUUUUACUGAGCUCUGACCUGACCUACGAGGAGGGACAGGAAUGAGACACACAGGUACCAUGCGAGGUACCCUCUUCUACCAUUACCACAUUCCAUAAAGGUAGAUUACCAGUGGCUGUGACCAGGGAUAGUGAAAUGUGAUGGUGAUGGCAAAUCAGUUUUUCUUCCUUUCACAAGAAGAAUAGAAAGUCUGCAUUUUUGCAAACGUAAAGCAAAUUUAGCACAUAUACUAAUUGUUUAGUCUUUUAAGACCAUGAGGUUUGGUGUGGUGGCUGCUACCUUUGGAAUUGAUCCCAUGCCUACCUCCCUAAGUCUGGUAUUUAACGACUGUAACCAACUGAGCUAACCAGUAAUCAUAUAACAUUAAUUGUUUAACGCAACCAUGUUUUCAUAGUAGUUUCUGAAGAAAGUGACAGUGUAACAGGCCGAAGAUCACCUCCCACAAGGCGAAGUAUGGUAAGUUCUUCCUCAGUCAAUUUUUCGUCAAUCUCUUAUAAAGCCUGACAAAAAGAUAGCUAGCGUUGUGUUUUAUCGCUUUAUCUUUCUUCUUUCAUCGUUUCUAUAUUUCAUAAAUAGCUUAAUAAGCGAGGAGUUUCAAUAAUCGUUGGAUUCUUAUAAGAGUUAAACCCUUAAAUGAGUUCCAUUACACCUAAAAACAUUCAUAAAAUAGUAUUUUUUUUCGUAUUUCCUUAACGGAGUAUCAUCGUAAAUUGCUUUUACUAUUUUUUCGUUUUCCGACAGGUUCAGCGAUCGAUCAAAAAGAGGCCAAAUAAAAAUGUCACUCCUCCUCAGCCCAUUGAAACAAGGCCGAAAGAAAAGGAACAAAAUCACGAAGAUACGAUAUCUUUUUCAAGCGGAUAUCAUACCUCUUCAAGCAGCAGUCUGUCCUCUCUAGUUUCAGAUGUUUCUAUACCUGAAACGGAAAGCGUUGUGCAGUGUGCAUUACCGGGUAGUUCUGAUAGCUGUGUGGUAAGCACUGCUCCAAAACAAGUUUACUCCAGCUCAAAUCUUGAAACAACAUUAGCACAGGAUGCGAAUACAUCCGGGUCUUCUGUGAAUGGAAGUGCAUUGAGCUCAGGAAGAAGAAGUCCCAUUCCAUCACCAAGAAGUAAAAGCCCCAGACGCAGCCCCCAUCCGAGAAUUGAUGAAAUUAAAGCAACUUCUGUUGAGUCUAUGUCUGAAAAGGAGCAAGAAAAUGAUUCCCAGAUCACGAGGUAUCAAGCCAUAUACACGUACAUCUCUCAAGAGAAAAACGAAAUUUCCAUCAACGAGGGAGACAUAGUGGAGGUACUUCAGCGGUGCAGCAAUGGCUGGUGGCUUUUAGUCUCAAACAAUCAACUGGGUUGGGGUCCAUCAAAUUUCUUGCAACCAGUGUAA
Porites lobata is the source of this 54177-nucleotide messenger RNA. The record is from the annotation of a GenBank genome assembly. NCBI's taxonomy places the organism in Eukaryota, Metazoa, Cnidaria, Anthozoa, Scleractinia, Poritidae.